GACUGCUCGGCAACGUUACGCGGUACCGACGCGCAAUCGACGACGACGCAACGCAGCGACGACGCACGGUCCGGCGGACACCGCGAGCGAAACGCGAAGCGAGUUGGGGGGGGUUGCCCGGUUCUAUGGCGGGUUUCGCGGCGGUUCUAUGCGCUGGCGACUGAACGCCGUCAACGUCCGUAAAGUUUUACAACCAUCGUCGUCAUCGCCGUCGUAACCGUCGCCGGCGGCACUCGCAAUUCGCCGCAAUGCGCGACCGGGUUUGACCCGACAGACCGUCACCAGCGCCACAUUCACCGCCGAUUCCGUCGUCGUCGCUGCCGCUGCCGCCACCACCGCCGUCGCCGCCACCGUCUCGGUCUGCCAUGGCGACCGAAUACCGACAACGACCCGGCGUGAGCGACCAUUUCGAUGACGAGGUAAACACUGUCAUAACGAUUUUCGUUUUCCGCGAACCUCCCCCCUGCGACCCCUUCCCCGUCCGUCCGAAUGGCUUCCGAGCGGCUCGGGAAAGUUUUCGGUUUCGUAGACGUUUUCAUUGGAUACAAGUGGCGCGCUGCUUUCAUCCGGUACAAACAAUAUGUUAGUCACAGCAAUAGUAUAAGGGCAGCGUAGUGAUAAACAACGGGGACUGAGCCGGUGCUCUCCCGUUUUCGUACGUUUUAGGUGUCUGCACGUAGGCCGAGAACACCACGCGAUAAUAUUUCGGUGUUAGUUAUGUAUUUCGAACGGGUACGGCGGUGGGCUACUACGUAGGCAUGACUGGACCACCGUCUAUGAGGGAUGGGGGUGGGGGGGGGUGGGUUGCUUGAAUCAUAGACACGUUGCGGACGCCAUGGGAGCAAUGCCCCUUCCCCCGGCAAUAUCCCCUUUAUACGACGCUUAAUAUGAACGCAACUGCACAUUUCAUUUUCGUAUAAUACGCAAUUUUUUUAACUUUUUUUUUUUUUAUACGCAAAUGCAGUAUGGUAUCUGUAGGUGAUCUGCGUAUUUCGUUUCGUUCAUUAAUUGUUACGAAAUAGACGGACACGAGUAAAAAAGCUUAUUGGGUGUUUUUGAGGGGGGGAGGCGUAUUUAAAACUAGGAGAUAUUACACACCCCUAGCGCACACCCCCUUCCCUAGUUGCGCCUGUGCUUUCAACGAUCUGAUCCGUUCCGAUUGAGUCCGUGACAGCGUUCAAUUUAAUUGUAACACGUAAUCGUGUAAUAGUUACCGAAUGCUUUUUUACGUCGUACAACACGGAUUUAUAGUCAAACGUUUAGAACGCGUUUUGAAACCGGGAAUUCAACGCGUUCGUAAAUCGAAUUAUCCCGAGUUGUUUACAGACGAGUUUCAAACACUUUGUAACAUUAUUUAAUAAGGUAUAUUAUACGAAAUCGUAUUCAGGACAACGCGACAGAGUCUCGAAUCAAAUCUUAUUCGGAAUAAUUCCAAGUUUUUGUGUCACGAAUUCGAAAUGAUCUGCUCUGCCAUUUGAAUUCUGCAUAGGUACUCCGACUAUGGUUUCACCGUCCGUUGACCGAUCAAAAGAACGGAAAACCGUUUUCUUCUUCUAAUUUUUGUCAGAUCUCGGAGAUCGGACGGGUCGCGAAAUUCGUUUGAUUUCCAAUUGCGUAUUACAAAACUCACGUUUCACAACGUGAACGCGAACGCGAGUGAAGUAAAACGUACGUGAAUUCAUUGAUUCGCGAAAUUCAGUUACCUAACUCGGGGUUCAGACAAUACUUUACGAACCAGCUGCGAACGACAACGACCACGACAAGUUAAUUUGCCUCCCUCCCCCUCAACCUUGUCGUCGGUACACCCCCACCGAACCGAAUCGAUAUUUGCUGACCUUUGAGCGACUAGAUUUACAUGCGAAUCUCACGCGAAACGGGAGCAACUGCAUACAAAUAUUAAACACCUAUCUAUUGGCGACGAACCGCACAAACCCCGAUCUGACACCUGUCGUUUUCGUCGUAAUCGGUAAUCAAUAACAUAAUAAUAUUGCGUCGCGGAAAUUUCGGCUAUCGGUUAUUUACGAUUCGGGAACAAAUUACGUCUGUGUUGCUGCAGACGUCAUCCGGGCGCAAAAAAAAAAAAAUUAUCCCGAAAACAUCGAAAUCGGUAUAUUUUAAUAAACCGAUACAAAUUGAUACAGAUUGUGGUUGAUAUGCGCAUAUCGUACCGCGAACGCCGUAAACAAAGUAACGGAUACACAUGUCCGUCCAUCAAAGAUAUCUGUUUAAAAAUAGCGUCCAUAAAACAUGUUACGCCGAAACACGCAGAUGUUUUCAUCUCUAUUUUACCCGGACGAUGGUAGGAUUUAAAUUAUACAUAAUAUAAUUCUAUUAUAAAUUCGCAGGCGAUCGAUUCGUGCGUUUUCGUUACGGACCAUAUUGAAACGAAGUAGGUCGCCAGGCCAACCGAAUUGAUAAUCGUGAAUAACUUACGCAACAUUAUGCAAAGUUCAAAACCAUGCAUAUAUUAAAAACGCUGUACGGAAAAAAAUGAAAACUAAAAAUGAAAUAUGUUUACACGUUAUUACUCCCAGUAAUAUAUAAACACAAACUUCCAAUUAAUAAAAAUCGUUAAUUUAUUUGGUACGUUUUCGAAGGGUCUUUACACAUGUUUAAUUAUACAUAGAAAAAUAAUUCAUAUUUUAUUUGCCGAACUAUUAUUAUUAUUAUUAUUUUCACGUAGGCAAGUAAGGAUGACUCAGAGUAUCUCUACAUAUCAAUAUAGGUUCUCAGUGGAGCGAGGAAGCUUAUGGUAUUACAAUGGUGUUUAUUUAUUUUUUUUCGGUGGACAAUUUUUCUACCAACAAUUUUUACAAUGAUAUUACUUUUUCCGAAAGAAAAACUGACUAGGGUAGUACUUUAAGGAAGUCAUUUUUUUAUUUUCCCUGGAGUUUUCUCAAUAAAUGGGAAUGAAUAUUGAAAAACGUAGUAAAAACGGAAAAAUAAGUACAAUAUCAAAAAAAUGUAUAUAAUUAUUUUACCAUAAUAUGGCAUAUAUGUAUGUUGUUGACUAAGCAACACUAUCAGCCGAACUCCGCUCAGAAUCGUUUUUUCGUUAGCAAUGGCGGAUCAUUGAAUACAAAUAUGAAUUAAAUUACCUAUAACGGUAAGUGCAUCUGUUCUCAUUAUCCCAGGACAGCUUUUUCAAUUUAAAUUUUCAAUCAAUUAUUUGUAUUACCGAACGUAAUUAUAAACGUCUUAACAUGAGUAAUAGCAUGUGCGUUUUGUAAUAAUAUUGCAUUUAAUUACUUAUGUAAAAUAUUAUCAGUUAGAACUGAGAUAAAAUUAAAAUAAUCAAAUAAUUUACAGAACGCCCGUAAAUUACAGCAUAAAUAUAAGUAAUAGUCAACUAGCUCGAUUUAAUAUAGUAAAAUUAAAUAAGUACUAAAAUUUAAUUAAAAAUGCUACACGAAAAAAACAGAAAUCGUCUUUGGACACGAUAGCAAUCUGAAACGAAGUUUUCCUACUUAUUUUUACUCCUCGGUAUUAUAUUAUAUAACUAGGGUGUGUUUUUAUGAACGUUUAAAAUUAAAAAAUAUGUACAUGAAUAUGUAUUUAAUUUUUAUCCAACGUGCAGUAAAAAACGGACGGACAUAAUUUUCAUCACGGGUGGGACACUAUUGUCGGUGAACAGUUGGGAAGGUAAAGAGUAUAUAGCAAGGAAUUUCAUUUAUAUCUGUACUCAACGAUUAAUCAUUGCUAACGACAAACGACUUUGAGUGGAGCUCGGUCAAUAGUAUUUCUUUUUUAACAUGGGCGUUUUCACAACAACGAUAAUUUAAAAAAAAUAAAAUAAAAGAUUAAAAAAACCUAAUAAAAACACAAUAACAAAAAAUAAAUAAAAACGGUUGCCAAUGACUCAUUUUUAAUCUUUUUUUAACAAAAAUAACCAGCUUUUUCUCAUUAUCUCGAAUAUUAAUGAGAAUUUCAACAAAUCACAUUUCAAAUAGAGCUAAAAUGUAACAAAAGGUUCCGUUGUUGUGUUUAGUUAGUAUCAAGAUCUCUAAGAAAAGUUUUGUACACAGUAUAUAUAUAAAAAAAAAAAAGAAAUAUAAAAAAGAAACAUUAUUGUUAUAUCGAGACAUUCCUCGCUUCACACAGAAUCUAAAAUACAAUAUAUGUAGAAUGAAAAAAUGUCUUUAUUUUCGAUAUAAAUUUAAAAAUAAGUACGUAAUACGUAUGUGUAUAUAAUAAAUUCUUAAAUAAAAUAAAAUGAUAUACAUCAGAAUAUUAUAAUUAAAUUAUACAUUUAAUUUGCAUAUGUAUUAAUAUGAAUAUAGGAACCUCGUCCGUCGUCGUCAAAAAAACAAUGGGCAAUCAUGUAUUUUUUAUUUUUUAAAAAAGGUAAAUCGCGUUGAUUGGGACUAGGGAAUACUAUCCCGAAAUACUUUUACCAUCCCGGGAUCACAUUACAAAUUGAUAAAAACAUAAAAAAAUAAAAAUAAAUGAUACGUACAUUUUGAAAAUUCUUUUUUUUUGUUAUUAUAAUAAUAUAUAUAUACAUACAUACAUAAGUAUAUAUAUUUUUAUUCGAAUUUUAUCAAUUUAAUACUGUGUAUCACAGAAAAAAAUAAAUAUGAAUAACAAAUAAAAAAAAAAAAAAAAAAUGAAAAAUAUAAAUAAAUGUUUUUGAAAAGGAAUAUUUUUAAAGUAAGAUCGGAGAAAUGUCAGAUUAUUUAAUGUCUCGUCUUCAAGGUAUUAGGUAUUUAUAUACUGUCAAUUACGAACCAUCAAAAACUCAUAGAUAACAAAUGUAUUUGAGUAUAAAUGAUAUACAAAUAUUCAAUGGUAUUAUAGAUAAACGGGUAAAAUCACAUACAUUCACUGAUACUCGCGAAAUAUUGUAUUUUGUAUAAUAUAUGUUUGUUGUUUAUUUUUAUUAUUAAUUAUCAUAUAUAUAUUUUUCUGCUAUGUAACUAAUUAAUAUAACUAAUUAAUUAAUACUUACUCCCGAAAAUACCGGGAUUUCCAGGAUAAAAUGAAGGUUGAGAUCCCGGGAUCCCUGGAUUGUAUUCUUUAAUUGAGACGCAAUACGUUUUUGUAGCGGCACAAGAAUUUUUUCACGUUGGUGUCUAAUUCAUUAAGAUUGAAUUCAAGACAAGUUUGUGUAUUCAAUUAUUUUUAAAACUUUUUUCUUAUUAUUUUGUUAACGUCCCCGUGGGCAUUAACAUUUUUACGAAAAUAAAAAUCAUAAAACAACAAAAUGUCAAAAAGGUAUUUUUAACCGAGCUUCGCUUAGAUUCGUUUUUCAUUAGUAAUGAUUUAUCGUUGCUUUGAAUAUAAAUUAAAUUACACUGUAUGUGUAAUGCGUAAUUCUUAACUUGCCUCCUCCUUUUUAUAACAGUGGCAUAGCCAUGAGCAGUUCACUAUAUGAAAGGCGUAGCGACGAAACACAAACAUUCACAGUAAACAUCUUCUCGAAAACUUGUUGUUUAGUAGCCAAUAAUCCCCUAUCAGAAACUUCCUAUUGGGAUACAUUUUAACCACUCCACGAAUUGCUUGUUUUAUUUCUAAAAUUAAUGGCUUGACUCGGGAAAUGGCUUAAGUUUAAGUUUAAUUAAUGCGGAACAUCUCGUUGGAAAGCAUUUGGACCUUUCUAGAAACUUUCUAUUUGAUCCUUAUAUCAAUUACCUUUUCCAUACCUUUUUCCCUCUUGGUUUAUCCUUUUGAGUUUUUGAUGGAGAGUGGUGUCGAAACAACAUAGUACGUGACUUUGAUUUUAAAUAGCAUACGACUGAACAUGAAAAUGGAUAAUAUGAGAUGUAGUUUAAUUAAGUUUACAAUCUAAUUUUUAUCUAAUAUGAUAGAUUGUAAACUUAAUUAAACUACAUCUCAUAUUAUCCAUUUUCACGUCCAGUCGUACGCUUUUUAAGAAUAAAGUCAUGUUCUAUGUCUUCCUAGUUAUAUAACAGUACAUCGGGACGGAAAAAUACUAUCAACAUUGAAUGUCAAAGACUCGGGUAUUGAAAGGAUGCCAAUUGUUCUAACUAGUUAAAUUAUAGAUAUACGUAUGGUUAUCCCUAAACUAAAAAAUUCCAUGGGAUAACAACAAGCCAAUACUGUCAUAUUAUUUAUGCUGUAAUGCCGUAUAAUAUUAAGUGUUAGAAAAUUUUGCGACGUAACAAACUUGAUUGAAGCAUUAUACUGUGAUAUCACAACAUCAAGUACACGAGGCGUUUAAAUGAUACAUUUAUUUUAUUAAAACAGAAAUUGGAGUAAACUUUACCUAUCAAGCCUUCAACACAUGUAUGAAAUUAUGUACAGAAUAUUUUUAAAACUUUAAUUUCUCGUGUAACUUCAAGUCCUGAUAUUCUGGAAAUUUCGAAAAAAAAAAAAUGAUAUAAUUCAACAGUAAAAAUAUUACUUCUGGAAUAGAUAACGACGAGUGUGACUCGGGGUUAGAAUGUCUAUGGAAUCUUAUCCUCCAUUUUUCUCGAAUUAAAUUUCAAAAUAAAUGUUACAGAAAUGACUACAAAGAAUUACUUCAGUUAAUCAUAAUUAUUUUUCGGAUGAUUAUUAGGACAAAUAAUUGAAAGUCCAUCCUCCUGGAGAAAUUAUACAGUGGAAAAAACAAUUAAACUUCUAGAAGUUUAACCAUAGAUGAAAGAAAGUCUGAGUUGCUAUUACACGGUGUACAAGAACACAGAAGAACAUGCCCUAUAUGUAGUAAGGAAAUAACGAAAAAAACUUUUGAGAAACUAUUAAAUCUAUUAUUUAUUAAUUUUUAAAUAAUUAUAAAAAUAAAAAAGUAUGUUAUAUAAUGAUUUAUAGAAAUUUUAAUUUCAAAUCCACAAUGUAACAUUUUUCAAUUUCUCUAUCAAUUUACGAAAUAUUUAUAAACAUAUUAAAUGUUUAAAUACACUAUAAUCAAAUGAAUGUACUCGAAUUUAAAAUUCAAGUCAGCACGGGUCAACAUUAAUUUAUUGACCCAAAGUAUUUUGUAGCUCAAUUGUAUAUGCAUGUACAAAAAUUUAGGAGGUGAAAUUCAACAAUUGUUGAGAUAGAUAAAUAAAGGGAAAUAUUAAUAUUUAUACUUUGUUCCACACUUCAUUAAAACAUCUUUCUCAUUUUCCGAUUUAGUUCAACAGUUUUAUUUGAAAUUUAAACCUGAAACUAUAACCAUAAUAAUUUUAUUCUGGUUUCGGUUUGUUCGGUAAUUAGAAAAAACUAAAAAAUUACGGUUUCUGGUUGAUAAUGUUUAAAAUUAUAAUAAUAAUUUUUAAAACCCACUUAAUUGUUUACUCAUAACUAUCAACUAUAAUCGCAGUUGAAAAAUUAAAAUAAGAAAAUUAUUUGAACCAGAAUCAAUCACAAAAAGGGUUACCUAAAUAAUGUUAUAUUGCAUUUGAUUUUUUAAAUAUUUAAAUUUGAGUUAUAUAAUUUAUAUCUGUAAGCAACGAUAAACCAUCGCAAACGAGAAACGAUUCGGAGCGAAUUUCGGUUAUACACCAUCGGAACGAGAAUAACAGUUGCGUAUAUAAAUGGGAUGGUAAGGGGGAGGGGGGUUCAGUAGUACAUACAAAAUGUUUAAUACGACACACGAAAUAACCACACUCUAACACACCAAAUAUUACAAAUAUCACUUUGAUUGCAUCAUAUAGGCAACCCGCAACACAUAUAAAUUAUUCAUUAUUAUGAUUUCAACUCUCACCCGAACGCAACCCGUAAUGUCCACCGUACAUACUCGAUCUGUUUCACCUCUUCCUCCUCGCCAAUCACCUACCAUCUCUAUAUUGUCGCAAUCCCGUUUUGAUUCACAAACAUACACACGUACAUAUUGUAUUAGGAUUAGAUAUAUCAUAAUACAGGUAAUCAAGUUGGGUUGCUAUGCGCAUUAUAGUGUUGCCUACAGACAUACGAGUGAGUAUAGAGUGAGUAGAGAGUGGUAGUCUCUUUUUGUGUGCGCAGACGGUUGUCCGCGGACAUGCGUAGGGAGAAGUUAAAUAUGAGUUAACAUUUUUUUGACGUUUUUGAAUCGACGAUGGCUCCGGGAACCAGCGUGAGCAUUACCUCAGGGCCGUCAUCAUCCUUUAUUGUUCAAAAUUCACAUAUAUAACAAAGAAAAAUUUAAAAAAUACGAAAAAAGGACAAUCUAGGACAAUAGCUAGGCUAGCUCUUGUUCUAGAUCUUUGACUGUACUAUGUCUCAUCCAGCAGUCCAAUUUACGGACCAGCUCCUAAUUUUUUACUAAAAAUUACAAUUUUUGUUACCAAGGCACCGCACACGAAGGUGGCUUUAUUGACUCACUGUAUACGUAGUGCACACUGCAAAUUAUAGUCAUUUUCGUUCUUCCUAUUACAAACAAAUUUUCUACUCUGGCCGCUUAAUAUGGAGUUUAAUAUGGAUUAAUUGAAGGGCUGAGUACAAGAAAGGCAUUUUAUAGAAAACGUGUUUUGAGACAAACGAAAUUAAAGUUUCAAAUGGGUGACACUCUUUUAGAUCUGCUCAAAUAGUUAUAAAAUUUGUGUUUAAAUCACUGAAAAAUAAAACGAUAUUAUUUAUAAAUAUAACAUACAUAAUAUGUAGUUCUUUACAAGAAAGGCAUUUGCACACAAUCACGUAAACGCUUCUACAGUGCUCUAUUAUUAAAAUUUCGAACUAAAAUUGUAUAUACAUAUAUUAUAGACUGUAGAGGUCGCAGAGUUCAAAAACACAUUUUAAGCAAAAAGGGCAUUUCCGUGAAGCGUCUCUUUACUUUUUUCCGUGGACAAAAUUGUACACAUGUUAACUCUACAUCUUUACUUAUAUUAUGAUGUGUCUAUUAUCAGUAUUUGCGUGUGUACAUGUGUGUGGAAACGAAAGUACGAUAACAUACAGAUCAUAGGUACUUAACCGAUGGUCCAUUGAACUCUCGGGUUAUUUACUCGGGGAUCCACGGAAUGGUUGAUUUUUUUUAAAACAAUCCAAAAAUAAAUUUGUUUUAAAUUGAUUCAAACAAUUUGAUACUUCAAGAUCAUCGGUUGAAGUGAAAGCUGUAUAUUUAAAUUGUAAGAAAUACAAAGAAAUCGGAACUGAAUAUGAAGUUUUUUACUAUACUGAAGUAUGUUAGCUUUCCAAAAAACUUUUUUAUAAACGUCAAUAAGAAAUUUUUUUUUUUUUAAUAAAAAGACAAAGCUCACUCUCAAAAUAUUUUUAUAAUGAGUUCAUUCAUUUCAUAUUUAACAGAUAUUUUUAGUUUGAACAUAUUUAAAGUUUAUUUGAACAUAUUAAAUACGUCGAUUCAAGGACGAUAAGUAACAAUUAUGGACGUGUCUGGAAAAAAAAUGCAUUUGAAUUGCAUAAAUGAAAUUAGCCCGUGGAAAAAAAGAUUUCAAUCGAAAAUACAUACUUUCAAACACUUUAACAAAAACUUUAAAAUAAAAAUAAUAUUGUUUUGUUUAGUUCCGUACAAAUAUAAAUUUAUAAACAUCAUAAUGUACUGAAUAACUUAUUUAGCAUUUAAUUUCGAUUUUACAUUUUCAAAAGUAGAAAUAUAGUUACGUAGUAAUUCUUUUUUUGGGGAAUUAAAUAUUAUUUACAAUCCAGACCCCGUUAAAAACAAAUUAAUUGAUUCAAGAUCAAAAGCAAUGGCACACCACGAUUUUCAAUCAAAAAAUGUAAUCGAAUAAUUAUGGUAUGCAUUGAAGAAAGCUUAUCCGUGAGUCAAGGGCAAUGCAAUUUUUGAUUCCAUUCAACACUACAAAUCUGUGCGAUUCUACAGUGGUCACAAAUCAAAACAAAAUCAGAAAACCAGUUGGACAAAAAAUCAUAUUGUUUUUUUUUUUUUCAAAACGGUUGGGGGUCCGUGGUUACACUUUAUACUCGAAAGAAGACCGCGACUUUGAAAAGGUCAUGAGCCUAUGAUGGUGAUAGUUGAUGAGCGGUGGGGCGGAAAGAGUGAAAUAGCCAGAGUACGUGGUGCGCAUUACGUGUCGUGCGUGGCUUUAGUUGAUUUAAUAAUAACGAACAGGUUUAUGUGUGCUGCGGGUGGCCUAUACGAUGCAAUCAAAGAAAGUUUUGUAAUAUUUGGGCUGUGCUCCUGUGUUACGCUCAUGCACGCACAAAUAUAUUACGUACACAAUACAUUUAAGGGAAAGGGACGACUGAUCACUCCGCUUCAUCCUAAUUAUAUAGUGGGCCGGUUAAAGAAACGUCUGCCGGUCAUAGCCUGAUACGGGAACCAACUGAACUCCAUGCUUCCCGUCCUGAACUUGACUAUGGUGUACGAUUCGGCCGUGCCACGAUUACCGUUCCGUACGUCUUCCAGUAAAGAUGAGCUCAGGCCGACCCAUUUGGUCUUUAAACGGUUCUGGGACCGUCCUUCCGAGUCGAACCAUUUGACCCGGUAAAGGAGAUUCGGUGUGGACUCCACCGAUGACCCGGACGUCUCCGAUUGCGCAGUGUCCGCUGAUCCUGGCGGCUUACCUUUCUCCACCAUAAACACGCCAGCCCGAAUGUUAGACCGGCGAACUCGGGUCAGCACCACCCAGAACAUACCGGUCGGCGACCGGACCAAAUACGUCCGGCGCUGUUUCGAUGGGAUCUGGUUUACGUUAUCCACGGACAGACUGUUCCUCUGCACGAGAAUGGUUCACGUUGCACAGUUGACGACCGAACGGCCCGUAAAAAAUAAUAAUAACAAAAAAAAAAUGUGAUUGUUAAUUAAUCGUCAAAUUGAAUAUCUUUAGUUUUUAAUGGUGGCAUUUGCAACGCUACAUUACAAACACGCAUUAUUAUACGUUAUCAACAUUUGCAUGCAGGUUUUCUUACAUUGGGGUAACCAAAAGUCUAACAUUAAUGGAUAAGCUAGAAUCAAUGUAUGUACAGAUAAUAUCAAUGUUAAAAUUUAUAAAGUUUUUUACUCUUUGAGGGGCGGUGGUUAUUUUGUCGACUAUUUAUUUCGUGGCAUUUAAAGGGGUGGUGGUCAGUAGAACUAAACCGCUUAUAAAAGUAUUAUUUUUGUUUUUUACGGUAAUGGUUGGGUGUAUUAACCACAUACCAUAUUGUUUACAGGCUGUUUCACAAAGAUAUACACCUUGAACAUCUCCGGAGAUAAUAAAGAUACAGAAUUCGGUUAUAUUUAUUAUCUCCGUAGAUAUUUAAGUGGUUUAUCUUUGUGGGACAACCUGUAUAAAUAUACCAGGUAAUCCAUUUAAGUGGGUACAAUCAAAAUCUCGGAAAUUAUUAAAUUUUUGGAGUUUGUUUUUUUAGAGCAUUUCAGAAACAAGCUGCUCUACAAUUUUAUAACUAUGUUAUUUUUUGUUACUCUUAUUUUUGGGGGUAAACCACUACAUACCUUUGAUUAUCAAAUGAUAAACUUAUUAUAGAAUGUCCAUAAAUACGUGGAGUAUUAGCUAAAGUAAAUUUUCGUGUUGAUAUUUUUAAUUUCCCUUAAUCCGUUGACGAGAUAUUUCAUUUUUUAAUUUUAGGUUGGAAAAGAGUAAUGGUACAUUAUUAACACGUUGCACGCAAUACCGUCACACGAAUAACACUACUCUCCUCCGACCCAAAAUUAUAAUUGGAAUAUCUCGUCAACGGAUUAAGAAAAAUCAAUAAUUUCAAUACUAAAAUUUAUUUUACGGGAUGAUGGUAAAACUGAUUUGUCGACUUAUUGGCGGCGGUAGUGUGUUGUGACAUUGUCGAAUUACUUCACGUUGGGUCCCCACGAAUUUUAUCAAAUACUCGAGUUGGAUUUCGGAAUAUUUCGUUUAGGAAAUUUUAUUUUAUUUGUAUUUAUAUUGAUAAUGCUAAUCCAGCCUAUUAAAGUAACCUAGGAGACACCGCGUGCCAGGAGGUUGGACUCGGAUGGGUUAGAAAUCUCCCAACAAUUUUGUUUCUUUUUACUUUACUGUUAUAAAAUCUGACCUGGCAAUGCUUUACAAUAGUGUAAGGCUUUUUUUUUUUAAUACUAAGAAUUUUCAUUUUUUUACGGAAUAAAUGUAAAAAGCCGGUCUUUAACCGGGUUAAUUAUCUACUGGUGAAAUAAAGUUCAAUAUAUUCUCUCGUAAAUACAUUUCUUUUUCACCGUUGCUUACCACUGAACUUAUACGUGAAUUUCACCUUAAAAUCCAUGUCAAGUGGCUUAUAAAACGGAAAAAAAAAAUGCGGCGAACUGUACCGAAACUCCCGUUGACAUAGUACUGUCGUUAUCGACACAAUAUUACCGCAGACCCGGUUCGUGAUUAAUUUUAAUGAUUCAAUCGUAUCCGGGGACUCGACCCGAGUGCUCUAAACGUUGUGUUGACAGAGUGAUACGGAGAAAUAUUUCACACCCACUACUGCAAUUAUUAUAACCGUGGCACAAUCGAUUCGUCACGCUAUUUGAAAUCGGCCGGCCGAAAUCACGGCUAUAGAUAAUACGGUUACGCAUUUAUCCUCGAAAAAGCGGAAUCUAAUGUUCUUAUCGACCAUGGCAAUAACCUGCUCACUGCCGGAGCCCCCGGCAAAUAUUAUUGGUAUGAUAUAAAUAAUGAUAAACCGAUAAGUGAAAAAAUAUUUCAUCCACCAGGAGCUCUUGCGAUGGGCGGGUUUUGGUGAAAUUCGAUAAGAACAUUUCCUGCCGGGUUUUUUUGUCCUGCGGUACGCUCUAGGCCGUCAAGCAACCAUGGCAACCAUAGUAUCUGUGGUCGUGGUCGAAACACACGUGUUAACCGCGCAAUUCAAAUUCGCGUUCGCGGACGAGUUUGACGGCGGUUGGUUCUGGGCCGCGGCGUGGCCGGUCGGCGAGGAUCCGGAGCCCGGAGUCGUUAUAGGAACUAAAAACGAACGGGUCUCUAUAAGUUAUUGUGCGAUUUACCAUGGCUUCGACAAAGACGCCGGAGUGCGUGCAGCUAACGUGUCUCUGCAGCUGAUCGUAGUAGCCCACCCAUUGGCACGCGGACACCAGACAAUAGACGUUCGGUUUGUACGGGCACACGAGCUCGUGUUCGGGUAUGUCACGGACAAAGUGCAGCUCGUCGCAGCCGAAUCGCCGGUAAUCGCACACCAGCCUCACUUUAUCUAUGAUCUCGGUGAAUUUCACGGUCAUCGCGGUCGGCGAUUCCAAUUCCAUCGGAGAUCGGCACAUGGGACAGUGGUGCGUGUAGUCACUGCUCCACAGUUCGAUCACGCACUUGCCGCACACCGCGUGCCCGUUCGUGCAGAGUGACGUCAUGUCCGCGGCCAGCGUCAGGCAGACCGGACACUCGAGCGCCCGUCGGAUCUGGUCGCUGAUGGCCUCGAUCUCUUUCCACUCGUCCGACAGCGUAUCCGUCUCCUGCAUCGCCGUUGUCGUCGUCGUCAUUUCGUCAAAGUUCGAAAAACAGAAAUUCGGUUAAAAACACGAGUGACGCACACGCGGACGUUAUAUUUAAAACUGGGAACUAAAUUUUUACUAAACCAAUGAAUCCCGAAUGCACUCGUUGAAGUGACAAUAAUUGCCGGGCAUUUCAAACGCUCGAAUACAUUUUCGUUCACUAUGGUUACAGUAAACAGAUUUCGUUUGAAAAAUAAAAAAAACUAAACAAUAUUUAAAAUAUAUGUAUCUGUCCUGUCCGGUAAUAUUACCUCCUUGUUAUUUAAAAUUUUUUAUAAUUUUCAUCCGCGUCAACGAGAUUGCCCACAAAACAAUAAAAUUAAUCCGAUUUCCGUACUUAAAAACGAGCGGAAAAAUGUAGCCUAUACAAAGUGAUCCGUUUAAGUGGGUUGUUAUUUUUACAAUAAAAAAUAUUAAAGAGCCGCUUGUUUCCUAAAUGUUCUACAAAACAAGGUUAAUACUUUUCGAGAUAAAGACUGUACACACUCAAAUGGAUUCCCUUGUAUAGGCGGCAUUUUUCUGCCCGUAUUUAACCCCUUAAUGGGAGAAGAAGAACUGUAUCUGUGCAAAGCUUCAGCUCAAUACGUUCAAUGGUUUUGGCGCGGAUCGAUUAUUUAACAAAUUUUCGGAAUUACAAUAAAAAUUUAAAAAAAAAUAAAAUUCUAAAAUCAAUUUAAAAUAAAAAUUAAAGUUGAUUAAAGUUUAAAAUAUUUGGUUUUUUAUGUCAAAUUUACCCCGAAAACCGAGACGGUACGGCAGAUGUUUUGAAAUCGGUUAAUAUCAUUAUAUUGAUACAUUAUUGUGCACGAAAACCGAUUUUGUGCCGUCAGCUUUAACAUAAGAGUGUAUUAGCCUAUAUUAUCAAAUGUAUACGUAAGAACAUCGUUUGUUCCCGUAAUUCACUUAUUUUAAUUUUCAAGCGAGUCACGAAUAUGUGAAAUACUACACGUUAAAAACCGUCAAAUUCAGCUUUAAAAUUUAAAUAUCGAAAAAGAACAGCGUACAGACACACAGACGAUAUUUUUACCUUUGAGUUUGAUAGAAGACCGAUAUUAUCUAAUAUCAAAAAUCUUACGGUACAAAAUCGGCGCAAGUAUAAGACGUUAAACGAUUUCACAACAUAUACAUUAUGAAAACCCAUUAAAAUAUAGAAAAAAAAAAAAAUGAUUUCCUUUAAGCACCGGGAAAUUUCCCAACAGAAAAGACGCUACACUCGAUCCGCGAGAGAAAUAUUUCCGGUAGAAAAGUUGCAUACAGACACAAACAAAAUUUAAAAAAACACACACACACACACACACACACAUACACACACAUACACACAUCACGGUAAUACCAAUAGAUCCCUCGUUACACUACGAAUCCGAAAAGAAAUACUUUUAGUUGAGAGGAGGAAAAAACGGUGUGUUUUCUGUGCACGUGGAAAUUCGACAACAUCGCGCGACAGUAAAAACGACCGUAGCUCGCUUUGAUAUUCGCUCGAACCGUGGCGUUGGGUGGGGUGGGAGAAAUUCGAAUUGCCUUAAUGUUCUCCGUUUUUUCCCUAGGAUCUCGUGAUGAGCUCCGCCCAACAGCGACGUAACUGGCGCGGAAUACUAAUCGCCCUGAUGGUCAUCGUAGCCGUUCUGGCGAUGAUCGUCACGUCGGUGGUGCUACUAACUCCGCCGCAGGCCGAGGAACUGCCGGACUCUUAUUUCCACUCGGAGAACGGUAACAGGCCCGGUUCGGAUUACUAUUACAAUCAGCGGGCGAAAGACGAACUCUGGUGGCGUCGCCGGGGCAUGAGGGCGUUGCGUUUGUCGGACGCGAUGUCCGAUUCCGGGAGCAUAAAACUCUUCAACGGCACGUGGAUAACGGGCGACGAGAUGUUUCACGUGACCGGAACCGGCGAUUUGGCCAUAAUGCAAGUCCAGAAGGACGGGACCGUGCAGACUACCCGCCUGUUGAUACCGAAAAAUACGUUACAAGUCGGUGUCGUGGACUUUAAUCCUAAUAAAUUGAUUACCCGUGAAUUUUUGUGGUUUGUAUAGUUUUUUAUUUCUGUGUUUAUUUUUUCCAGAAAUUACAAGGCCCGUUGAUAUCGUUCGAAUUAUCGCCCGACCGCAAUCACGUGCUCGUCGGACACAACGCCAAAAAAGUAAACUUACAAGCGUCUGCCGUUUUUUACAGCUAAAUUUACUCUUUUUUUUUGUUCACGUUUUUUUUUUCCGAUUUCCGACGUUCCGCCACAGUUGUACAGAUACUCGAAAACGGCUCGAUACACGGUGUGCACCGUUUCUACCGGGUUAGGAUUUUUUUUUUUUUAAAUUAAUCAUUACACACUCGUUACAUCAACACUAUAUUGUCAUCAUAACCGUGCGUAAUUUUAACGGUUUUUGCCCCCCCUUUCUAGACAAAUCACGCCGGUCACUUUGGAGGAUCGCCGAUCGCGGAACGGCACCGGGAAACCCGCCAAACCGCAACCGUAUCUGUUGCACGCGCAGUGGCACAAGGUGUCGACGAUUUCGCCGGAAAAAGACAAGGAGUCCAUGGCGCUGAUCAUCGUGUACCGAUAUGACCUGUUUUACGUGCCGUGGUCAAUGGACGCCCCCGUUUCGCAUGUGGCCGCAAAUGCCACCGUGAAGAACAACGGGACGGCCGAUUCCCGAGUGACCGCGCCGUCCAACGGCACGUCGUCGACGCCGCGACCUCCGGGUGACAAGAGCGGAAACAGCAGCGUUUCGUUGGGGCCGUGGCCGUACGGUCCGGCGCGCAGAAUCACCACUUCCGGGUCGGGUCCCGGGGUUUACAGGGUCGGGGAAACCAGCAACGGGGUGGCUGACUAUUUGUACGAAAGUAAGGCGACAUCCGUGUGUUUCGGGAAACGGGACUUUUCGGGGCCGCCGUACCGGCGAUUAAAGCGAACAUAAAUGCAUCGUACGGUGAGAACAUUAUUCUCGUUGGUCGUUUCGGUAUGAAAAUAACGUACAAAGUACGAGUUAUAAUGAACCAAUUUUAAAUUGUCAAGCGUUUCUGUUUGAUUAAAAAAUUGUAUCCACAGAGUAGAUACCUACCAAACAAAAAUUACGUAAACAAAUCGAAAAAUUAAAAUUAGUAUAAUUGGCUUUAAAAAAGCUGAAUUAGUUUGAAAAUUGUAUCACUUUUAAAAAAAUCAAAUAUAAUAUUUUUUUUUUAAGUUUUAAGUUUCUAGAAAUGUUCUUCACUGAAUUAAAACAAUAACACAAAAUAAAAAAUAAUACGUUUCGCAAAUUUCCACGUUUUUCCUAUAUUGUUUUCCCCAAAUUAUUUUAAAAACCACUUAGAAAAUCUAGAUAAAAUUUGAUUUCAGAAAAAGUACUACACGUGAUAAUCAGAGCAAGAUUUCUGGUAGAAAAGUUAUUUAAAGAUAAAAAAAACGAUAAACAUCAUUGUAAAACCAAAACAUUCCUUACUUCGCUCAGAAUCUAAAAAAAAAAGACAUGAACUUCAGGCUCAUCAUUAUGAGAGUUGAAUUUUUCCUCAGCUGGCUAGUUUUCGUUACAUGUUUCGUGAUUUUUUUUUUUUUCCAUAAUGCUAAAGAAUUGAAUAAAAAGCAAUUAUAAAAAUAGGUUAAGUGGUUUCCGAGAUUUUCGCUAAUAUACAAACAGCCGGUGGGGUCAGAGGAUGGAAGUUCAAACCUUCUAAAGGCACAUUCUCAAAAAUAUUUCUAUUUCUAUGCUACGGGGGUUAAAGCCCGGUGACCGGACAAUAUCGGAAUUGUCCAGGCAUUUCGAUAUGCCCACCACCACAUUAAGCAAUUGCAAUGCCCAAAAGUACUUUACUGUUUCUUGCUUCGCCUUGAAGUCUAAAGUUGGGCAAUUCACGAAUUCCAAAGUGAUUAUAGAGGUUAUGCUAUACCAUCCGUAUUAUUUAUACUAUAUUAUAGAGAUUUACAUAGGUAGUAUAUUAUUACAUGUAAUAUAGUUAUAUAUUAUUAUAUUAUUAUAUUACAUUGAUAUUUAUUUUGUGCGUAUUAUUAUUUAACUAUUACAUUACGCAUCUGUACAUUAAUACAGUUAUUAUUAUAUUAGCGUUGUGCUAUAACAUUUCAUUACCAGUAAGUACUUGAAAAAUGAAAUUCCUUAAAUGUUAGUUUUAUAAAUUUACGUUUCAUAUCUAGACAUUUGACCACAACAACUAUUUACACACCAACUAAAAGUACGCUAUAAAAAAUCACUUUGCCCGUGUAAAAAAAUGCAUGGUUAAUAUUGAUUUAAACGCAAAAAAAAUAUCAGUGCAAUAUGAUUAUAAUAAUAAAGUAUAAUAUUAAUGCAACAAUGUACUACCUAUAUCAUUUUACCCAUGGGCAUCGAGCAAUCUGCAAAUGGUCCAAUUUCAGUCUAAUCGAGGCAUUUGGUGAAAAAUUAAAUUUUCAUUUUCAUCUCUAAACACAAAAAAAAAAUAAUAACUUUAUUUAUUCACUUGAAAAAAUUUUCAAAGUAGCCAUAUUAUAAAAAUUGUAUUCCAAACAUUUUAAUUUAUCAUACAUUCAUAUCCGAUAAUUAAUUUCUAGAAAAUAGACGCGAAAACAAUUAAUAUCCAAUAAAAUAACACGUUAUGCGAUAAAUGACCGAAAUCAGCACGGUAAUUCUUUACUUUUUAUUGAAUAUUAAAUAUUUUCACGUCUAUCUUUUAGAAAUUAAAAUGGCUAUAACUAAAAAAAAUAUUAAUCAGAUGAAUGUAUAGGGUAUUAAAAUUUUAAAAAUAAUAUGUUUUACAAAACGGCCAUUUUAAAAAUUGUCUUAGGUUAAUAAAUAAAGUUAUUAUUAUUUUUUUUUUUUUUGUGUUUAAAAUGUUUUGUGUACAAAUACGAAAUCCGAGCACACUAAUAUUUGGAGACUGGGUUAAAAGUCGAAACCACGAAAUGCUAUUCUUUAUAUGCGUAUACAACAUUUUAUGCUUUUAGCUUCAUUUUGAAUAUCUGUAAGGGUGUAAAGCUAACAAAGUGAAAAACCACCUUACACUCCUACAUAAUCCAACGAGAUUGUAAAAUUCAAAUAAAAAAUUUAACCAAUAUUUUAUUACUUCAAUUUGCCUAUAAAAAAAAUCAUAGUUCCUGAGUUUAUGCUCUUUUAAUCCUGAGAGAACCGUUAAAAGUGUCCAAAUGUAUCAGAAAAUAGAUAUAAACAGAGUGUAACACGAAAAUCUGGCUUUAAAAAUAACUUUUAGAUUCUGAGUGAAGCUAAGAAUGUAUUGGUUUUAAAAUGAGGUUUAUUUUUUUUAUUUAAGUUAUGUGGUAGUGAUUAUACCGAUGAAAAUAUGUAAAUAUUUUUAAAACAAAACCAUUGAUUUUUGUGUUUACUAUUUUUACUAUAUCAUAUGCUGUGUCAGGUUAAGCUGUAGGUCCUAGGCAUUGUUUGAAAAAUUACGUUUCAUAUCACAGCUACUUUUGAAAACAAUUUUUGUCAAGUUUGUAUUAUAUUUUAACUUUACAUAUUAUAAAACACCUUACCGAUUUCUAUUUAUUCAUAAAUAAUAAUUCGUGCAAGGUAAUUAUAAUACAUGGCAGAACAACUUCGUUAUCUAAAUUUCUUACGAGUAUAAAAAUAGUAUGGCCGUCAUGGCUCAUAAGGUAGAGCCAAUCGGAAUUUUUUUUUGUGUAUCAACAAGUGUAAUGCCUUAUUAUUAUUGAGUAAACAAUCUGAAAAAAGAGUAAUAAUUAUUGUGAUAUUUUCAUUGUUUUCCACACAGCAUUUUGAAAAUGAUAAUAUUUAUAAAUGGUUAAAUAAUAAAUAUUUUACUAAUAAUAGCGUAUAAAUAUUUUAUUCUUAUAAUAAAAAAAUAUUUUGUUAUAUGAUUUAGAAAAAUGUUUUCUAAAUAUUUGUAUAAUGUUUCCAAGAAAACGUACAAAUUAAACGUAUUAGAAAUAUGAGAUUAUGAUGUUAUUCUAAAAUAUUUUCCAAAUAUGAACUAUUCGAACAAAAAAUAUUUCCAUAACAUUUACCACAUAAUUUAACAAUAAUCGAACAUAUUUCGACAUUAUAGAAUUUUCCUAAAAAUAUUUUGUUCAUAUUAUGGAAAUCUUUUUUUGCUACGUGGGUUAAAGAUUUUAUAAUCUUAUAUUUAAUUUCUAACGAAACAUGUUAAAUAUUAAUCACAAUUUUUGUUAAUUUUGGCCUAAUUCUAAAUUUCUCCUAAUUUUGCCUAUUUAUAUAUUUAAGAGAGAGGGGUGUCAAAAUAUUGGUUGAAAACCACGAGUCUAAUGUAUUAACAGAAAAUUUACUCACCACUCAUGCCUUUUUGAUGUUAUUUUUAUUCGUAUCGAAUAGUUAGUUAUAAUCAAUAAUAAUAAUACAUUUUUUAAAAAAAGGAUUAUACGGCAAUGUUUACAUUCAUCGCAUUUGUAUUUAAUUCAAUAACGGGACAUAACUAGUUUAUAAUAAGAUAUCUAUUAUAAAGCAUACAUAUUGGGAAACACGAUGUUAUUUUAAGAAUAUUUUGAGAAUAGUUACACUAAAGUAAUAACGUAAUAUAAUAAUAUUUAAAUUUCCCCCGGUAAAUUCGUCAAAUUAAAUCGGUUCCACCUUAAUGCGGCCAUUUUAUUUCUAUAGUCGUAAGCGAUCGCAUUUUGAGAACGAAGUUGUUUUACCAUAUAUUAUAACUACUUUGAAUUUACCUAUGUAAUUUAUUAUAACAUAACUAGUUAGUGUUGGAAAAUGAUAACCAACAAAUUAUCUACCUAGAUAGUAUAACAGACAACAAUUGAUAAAAUGUAUCUACAUAAUAGAGAAUAUAAUUUGGUUUUUAUAAAAAUACAUAAUUAUUAAGUUUUUAAGUUUCUAAGACUCAUUUAAGGUUCGUCAAAAUUCAAUAAUAAAUUGUAUAUAAUAAAACAGUUAUUUUAAGAUUCAGACCUCUUUUCUUAGCCCGUUUGUUUCUCGUAAGCUCCUGGCACAGUGCAUCUGACAACUUAUUAUUUUCUUGAUUUUUGUAUUUUACCUACUUGACCAAUUUUCGUUUCUACUGGUAUUUUUUAUAUUAUUUAAUUAAUGCAAUAUAAAUAUUUGAUAAUAAAUAUAUGACAUAAUAUAAUUGUAUACUAAAUAAUGGGCGACGAAAACGAUUUUCACCAUAUAAUGUAUUUUUGACAUGUCGCUGAACGGACAGCGCUGAAAUGUCCUAGAUCCCAAGUAUUGUACGCAAAAAACGUACCACAAUUAUUUCUGACAUAAUGAUAAUGUUAUUUACAGUCGAGAUAUUGAAGAGGUCACCAGCAAUAUGGCCGUCGUCUGGGAGGUACAUGUUGUAUGCGACGUUCGACGACCGCCGGGUGGGCGAAUACAAGUAUACCGUUUAUAUGAAGGGUGGGCUUAACAAAGAUGAAGAACUGCCAGAUACCGACGAACAUCCACAACAACAAAAGCGAAAAAAGAGACGUCGCCGGAGACGUAUAAGAAGGAACGUUAACUCCAAAUAUGAUAAUUACGCGUCGGAUGCGUAUGACGAAGAUGAGAUGUCUGAAUAUUAUUUAUAUCCUAAAAUUCGUUCUCUGAGAUACCCGAAGGUAUAAGGAAUAAAUCAAUUCGUUAACGUUUCUGAGCAGUUGAUGGCGGCUAUCAUGUUUACGGAAAAAAUCCUCAUUUACAUUAUUAGGGUAGAUGGUUGUGUGGUUGUAGCCGUUGGGUUCCUGACUUCUAGACCUUACAUUCCACAAAAUCAUUGAUUUUUAAUAAAUUAGGAUUUAAAAUUAUUAAAUGCCUACAACGUAAUGUUUAAUAGAUAACAAAACAGAUGCAUUAUAUAUUACCGUUGAUCAUUGGCGUAGCCAGGGGUUUUUUUUUUUUUUGGUACUUUGACCUCCCAUUUGUUUUUUUCUUUUUAGGUAAAAUUAAGGUUACGUUGAGAGACGAAUUAGAAACAGUAAUAAUUACAAUAUCAAUAGACGUAGACCAUAAAAGAGGUGGGAUUGAGGUUGAAUGUGAUUGAGAAUGAUACGAGUGAUGUCGAGUAUAUGUGAGACGACGUAAGGGAUCAGGUCAAGUAAAGUUUACGACGAGGGUGGCUGACUUCAAAAAACUAGAAUGAAGACAAAGGAAAAGAAGUAUGUUAUUUAAUCUUGAAAUGUAUAAUAUAUGGUAUUUCAGUCAAGUUACAAGCAAAAAUUUGAUUCAUCGAUUAAAAAUUGAUUUUUAGGACCGAAAAUAAUUCUGACGUUUGAAUGUUCAUAGUAAAGUCGUGUAGAGAAGAAGAUUCGACGAAUUAUUCAUAAUUAUUAUUAUCAUUAUUAUGCUAUAUCCUUUCUUAUUGAGAAACCCUGGGCACGCCACUGAUCAUGUUGAAUUAUAAUAGUCAAUACUUAUAUUUAAUAAACUAUAUUCACAUCACGAGUUAAUGAAGCGUCAUAAUAGUGAGCUGUGCAAGGUUAUUUAGUAUGAAUUCCGCUCUUAUUUUAAAUCGUAAUUAUUAUAACCGAAGACACAUAGUGUUUAUUUUUCUUAAUUUUUCUUUGUUGCCAAACUGACGACGUUAGUGUUUACGACGUCUAUUAUUGUUAACUAAUCAUUAUAAAAUUUCAAAAGAAGGACCUAGGAAACAAUUUAACAUUAAAUACUAAUAUUAUAACAACAUAACAAUACGGACUACUAACUACGAACAAUACUAUAAAGCCUAGAAAUUUAGUCACAUAUUCUACAUAUUUUACUUAUUCGAUAGGUUCUAUUUUACAUUGUAUAACAUGAUUAUUCCUCUUUUUAAAAUAUUCAGUGUUUUAGUUAAUUGAUUUGGGAUGUAGUGGUAUGAAGCAAAAAUAAAAUGGCUUAUGACAUGAGUAAUUUUUGGUAUCAAACCGAAAUAAAAUGUAUAGGGGCAUUAGUUAUUUAUAGUAGAGCACUUUUUGUACUUUUGGAGGUAGCCGCCUCUGUAAGCAACAUGCAUGUUGCAAUAUUGUAAUAUUUUUCAAAUCGUAUUGUUUUUCCACAGGCCAACACUCCAAAUCCCAUUGUCACCUUGUCAGUGAUCGUCAAUCUCGACCAACUUGAAGAUCCUCAAAUAAAACCGAAAAUACGGACUUUGACACCACCACCAGUUUUCCAGUAUACCGAGUAAGCAUAUUUUGAUAGACACAAGGCUCGACUUGAAGGGGGCUUUAGAAAAUGGAGUACCUUAAUUUAUCUUUCAAAAAUGUUAGCGUAUUUCUAUUAUAAUUUAUGUGUGAAAGGCUGAAAGAAUGAUACAAUUUUAUUUUUUUAUCAACAUUUUUUUUUAAAAUUAGAAUUUGAACUUUAAAAGAUUAUAAAAAAAUCACUUCAUUAGGUUCAUUUAACUUUUUUUUUUUACCACUAAUGCAACUAAUGAUCAAUUUUAGAACAUUUUCGCUGAGCCAAAACAAUUUUAUUGAUUGAAACCAUAUAACAACUAAACAUCUCGGUAAUUUCAGAUGCUUAUAAAUAUUUCAAAAAUUGCCAGAAUGUUUUAAAAAUGAUUCAAUAUCUAGAAAAAACUAAUGUAACGUGUAUACAAAUAUUCAGUGAAAUAUUCGGUCUUCACAAUUAUUCUAUAAUGAAUUAUAACAAAAAAACAAAAUCGAAUUCAACCGAUACCGUUACUAUAUAAAUAUUCCAGUUUUCCAGAGGUUUUUUUUUUCAAUUUUCCCCUAUCAUUAAGACAAAUGUAAGUCAUGUAAUAUCAUUCUUAGAAAACCAAAUAGACAACAUUUUCUUCAAGAAACAACCCCUAAAGUUGAUAACCGUAGUAAGAUUUAUGAUCAAAAAGUUGUCUACAAACAGAAAAAAUAUUAAAAUACAUUAUAGUAAAACUAACAAUUUCCUUACUAUGUAAGUAUCUAAAAUAAAUAGAAAAUUAAGCUAAAACUUAAUCUAUGCUAUAUAUGAGGUAUGCAAUACAUGGGUUAUAAGUGUUUUGUUUUUUUUUUUUUUCUUAAAUCAUUAAACUGUGAUUGGAAAUUGGGUAGGUGUAGGAGGUGAAUCUGCUCACGGGUUGUAUUGAGUUAAAUAAUUGCAAGGGAUAUAAUAAUUAUUAAGUAUUAGGUUAAGUUUUAUAAUCCAGCUCCAUUUAUAUUUCCAAUUUGAGCACUGGAUGGACAUAUGAAUAAUAUACGUUAAUAAUAAUAAUAAAUUUGAUAUUAUUCGUGUUCGAUAGCGAUUAUUAUUUCACGGCAGUUCAGUGGGUGAGCGCCGGGGGCGCCGGCGCCGGAUUACUCAGUCAAGAUGAUGAUGAAAAUAUGCCGGGUGCUUCAGUAGCCGAAAUAUGCGUCGUGUGGCUGAAUCGUGCUCAAAACACGAGUAUAACGACACUGUGCAAAUCGCCGUUAUGGAUGUGUCAGGAGGUAACGUAUACCAGUUUUCCCAUUUACAAUAAUUUCCAAUAAUGCGUGUCUGUAAAAAAAAUGUUAGCAAAACAUCCUCCCCUUGGAUACUAAAUAAGAAAUUCCCAGAGAAAUAAUCCGGUUUUAGACUUUUACACAACAGAAGAACACAAUUAUAAUCAGUAAAACAUAUUGCAUAAUGAACACGAUGUUACUUUUAAUCCAAAGUUAAUAUAGUCUAUUUUUGUAUACAUUUAUUUUUAGAAAUUCACUUUUAGAAAGUUCUGGAGCUCCUGAGCCGUGCGUAUUUUAAUUUUGAGACAUUUUAGUUUUACCUAAUCCGUCAACACCAUUAUGCUUUCGGCAUCAAGGCGAGGGAAUACAGUGAGGUAAUGAACAAUUAAAUUGCAAAUAAAGGAGUUGUGUCAUGACGUGGGCGAUCAAUUUUGAGUAUAAAGGUCGUUCACGUCAGUCAUUUUUUUUUUUUUUUUUUUUUUGACAUGCUUUAGCCGCAGUUAAACCCAAUAGCUAAUUAGGUAUACAAAUAGAAAAUAAAUGUAAAAUAGAAUGCACAUUACAGAAAAUAAAAUUAUAAUAAUUAAGUGGCAUUUUUCCAAAACUUUGUGUCCAAGUAAAGGAAAUAUCCACAAUAUCGGAUUGGAAAAAUUUCCAUUCAUGUUCUUUAGUAUCAGACUGAUAGGUCAAAUAUUGAAUUCGUCACCUCAAUAACCUUUAAAGAUACCUAAAUAAUGAAGUUCUCAGUACCAUUUUAUUAUCACGAGUACACGUAAUAAACAUCAAGGGUGAGUCCAAGGAUAGAAAAAACGUCGUCGGAAAUUAUUUCUGACAACACCAAUCGAUUCCCUGCUAUUUUCACAAUACGAGUCAAUGUCCAACUCCAUUUUUAAAAAAGUUGAUAACAGAACGUUUUGCAUGUCAUGUCUCAAUUCAGAAAUAAUGGUUUUUCUGUCCCCUUCCUCACGUCGAAUGAUAAUAUUGAUAAUAAUGACAUAAUUAAAUUAAUUUAUUUAGCUAUUACAAUAUUUUUAUAUUUUUUCCUCGAUUAAAAACCUCUUUUUUUCUGACGAACCUAUAAUUUGGAUAUUUAUCUACAAAUUUUAAAUAUCAUUAAAUAAAAUGUAUUUAUGCAGUUUUACAAUAAUAAUUUAUAUUGAUAAUAAUGUAAGUUUGUAAAUUUUAAAUUUUUUCCUUAUCCACUUAGACAUUGAGUAUUUUUAAUUUUUUUACCGCUAAGGAGUUCAAAAAAAGAUUUGUUCCGGGCAUCUGAAAGUCUAAAUCCAGCCCUGAAUAUCUGGGUUGAAUAAUUGGAUCUGUCAGCCUUCUUUGACAAUUUAAUUACUGUUAUUCUAGUAUGAUCAUUUUAAUCGUACAAUAAUUACUUUUUUAAUAAAAACAAUGAUUUAUUUUUGUCAUACAAAAUAUAUGUUCUGUGCAUAAUACAAAAUUAUUACAUUCACGUUCUACAAUAAUUAAAAAUUAAAUAAUGCUUGAAAGUAUAAGUUUAUAGGUUGAUAACGAGUAUAUUAUUAUCUUCGAUAUGUAUUUAAACUAAAACUUUAGCCUAUUUAGAGAUUUUUUUAAUUUAGAUUGCUAUUAGAAAAUCAAUGGGGUGUAAAGGUUUCAAACACAAAAAUAAAGAUAAUAUCAAAUAAAGAUAAUGUAACAUUUUAGAGCGACUCGUUUUUGAAUUUUUCUGAAAACAAAUUAGGAAAAAUGUAUUAAUUUUCGAGAUAAUGAGUAUCGUUAGGUUAAUCGAUCUGUGUGAAAUAUUUAAAAAAAAAAAAAAGGAUUAUGGAAAUCGUGGGUACGCUGUAUCGUAACUAGAACAAAAUAUCUAAGGUAGGAGGAUACUAAUCAUUUUAAAUAUAACCUGUUAUUUUUUAGAGUGAUAAAAUAGGUACAGCAAAAUAACCUAAAAAUAAUCACCAAACCGAAAUUUUUUAUUAGAGAGGCGCGUUCCUUUACAUGGGCCUAUUUGUAGAAAAGCUGCAGCUCUCCUAAAAUAUCUGGAAAAUGGUGGUUUCGAAAAUUAUUAGGGUGCGCUUUGAUAUUAAAUUACACGUCAACAAUAACCGAUAAUCAGCGGAAAUACUGUAGGUAAAUAAUGCCGUUAUAAGGUUUUGUUAACCGUUUACACUAUACUUUUCUGCUUAAAGAGCAACUAAAUAUAAGCAACUAUAUAACUUUCAACGGUAUGUAGGGAGCUCGAUAAAUUAGAAUAGUGGUUAUAUCGUUAGGGUUGACUAACAUUUUUUUUUACAUUUUUUUUUUUUCUCAAUUACGUUUAAAAAUAUACAUAAUAUGCCUAUGGCAUGAGAUUAUUAAAGGGGCGUUUGUUCAGAAUCAUUGUAUAUUACUUGGAAUCAUUAAACAAAAUAUUAUGAAAUAUUCUUGGAUUCAUAUUGGUCUAUUAUAUUCAGUGUUGGGAUUAGAUUAGUACUUUUUAUCUAAAUAAAUAUAAAGAUUAUACGACAAAAAUUAUCUAGGUAAAAAAAAAGAUUAAAUUUUUUUAAUACCUACUUAAAAGUUUUACUUUUUGAGAGCACACCUUAGUACUUAAAUAUUAUUUAAACAUCGGCCAUAUGUUUAAAUUAAUGCUAGUAGUAGACAUUAUUGUUUGUCAAUAACGAAACUAAAACUGAAUAAACAUUUUCAAAAUUAAGUAUAAAUAUAAUAAAAAAAAAAUAUUCACGAUUCGUCACAGUAAAUUUUAAUUAUUAUGAACCUUCACAACUGUUUUAGUAUGUACUAGAAGAUAUACAAUUAUUGUUAUAGGGUAAAGUACAUGCAAUAUCAUUUACACUAUGCGCAUUGCAUAUGUAUAUACUAUACAAUAAAUAAAAGAACACUUUAUUUGAUGUUAAGAUAAUGAUAAUAUAAUUUAUGCACAGUUAAUAUGAAUUAUUUAUUAAUAAAAUAUUAAAAGUAUUUAAAUAAUUAAUUAUUAAAACGAUAAAUUGACAAUAAAAAUGUACAGUUUUAAUAUAAUAUAUAUAUAUAUAUAUAUAUACAAUUAGUAUAGAGUCGAAUUUAUUUAGAUAGAUUAAUUUUUCAUCUUAGAUAAAUAAUUAGAUAACUUUCAACUAUUUACCUAGAUAAUUUAUCCAUACUAGUCUCAAAACAUUUAUAUCGUUAUGUUAUUCCUAAUUAUUUUUUUCUAACGGAAUAUUGUUGGACAGAUUAAAAUCGACGCAUUGUGUUGCAUCAUCGUAGAAUAAAAUUAGUCAAAUUUUACUGUAUCGUUAUUCUUUCAGUUUAUUCUAUAAAUGAGUCGGCGCUGACUUGGGGAUAAGUGUAUAUUAUCAUAUGUACCACCUCUUCAUUUCAGUUUAAUAAGAAUAAUCAAUAAUAAUAUCCAACUAUUGUGUGCAUGUUUCGUCAAUCUACAGCACUAGUGCAAAUUUUUAAUUGUCAUGUUUCACCAGCAAAACCAAUGCGCACUGCAUUGCCUACUAUAUGUAUUUCAUAUAAACGCAUUAAAACACUCUUCUACACCGAGUAAUAACCUCACGUGCUCGAUUGAUAAGAAUUUGGCUUUGAGAGGUAUUAUAAUUUGUUUCAUUAAUUCAUUAACCUAGGCCAGUAAAUAAAGCAAAAAAAUAGCUUACUUAGGUACUUUAUCACACUAUAACGAAAACCACGACGAAACCGUUAAGAAAAUAAUUAUUAUUCCCUCAGAUUAGGGACAUAACUACGGUCAUAAUUUAUAAAUAAUGCAUGUAACCGCACGUGCUAACUACAUUAACCACAUGUUCAAAUAAGUUUACAUUUCAAAAAAACACUCCAGAAAGCUUUUUAUUUAUAGGCAAUAUUAAUGUAUGAUACACAUUUAUAUAGUUUAAAGAUUUUAAUGAUUUAUGCAAUAUUUAAAAAAAAAAAUUGGCUAAAUCUAUGAAGAGCAUUAAAAAAACUCUAGUCCAUUCCACUGGGACUUUUAGUAAAAUUAAUUAAACAUUCUAAUUAAGUUUUUUUUUUCACAGUCGAAAUUUUUUCCCGUUAUUUUUCCUUUAUUGACUGGCUUAACCAUUACGCGGUCAGCUUUCUAGUACGAUAAUCCAUGAACCGAUCGAAUGCGACUGGAUGUAGUGACAAGGCAACUCGUACAUAUAUUUUUCGAACCGCUUCUUAAAACCGGUAACCAGUAAAAAAAAAGCAAUUUUUUUUAACCAGCUAACAUGGAAUACACGAUACUUAUCCGUAUAAAGACAAUCAGUUACCGGUAUUAAACGUAGCUAAAAUUUACGGCAGUGGUGGUCGGUUCUCUGAAAUAGUUUUAUUAAUGGUUUUAAACCUUGACAAUUUUUUUCGAGCUCCCACUCCUCCCAUCUUUAAAAAUACGCUCCAAAUCUAACAAAAAACUGCUGUGCUCUUGAUUGAUAAUAAUAUAUGUACAAUUAUCGUGUGUCGUGUACAGACCCAAGUGAUCAACGUGGCAGGAGAUGGAAGCGGUGGUGACGGCGCGGACGGAGCGCAGGGGAACAACGGCAACGACCAUGUGCGUCGUCGGUACCGGCGCAACGGCAGUGGCCCGUUGCAAAAGCCGUCGCCGUCGGACACGUUGCGCAGAUCGCCGACUAACAAAAACAACGCUUCGUCGUCCCAUCGGCAAGACGAGCAGCUGCACCACCGCCGUCAACAACACCAGCAGCACCAGAACGGUCACCACAGUCGCCGGCGCCGAGCCGGAGACGUCAACGGCUCCGGCACCGAGGGGUCGAGAACACGGUACGGCGGAUGGGUGGACGCCACGGUCGGCGGUGCAGGCGGCGGGGUACCUUCCACCGGUGGCGGGAUCAUCGACGGUACGCACACGGUUUGGCCGACUUCGGAGACCGCCACGUGGUGGUCGGCCGCGACCACGCCGGACGACAAAGAGAACUUCGUCGGCGACGACGGAUACACGAGCGUAGCCGGCCCGGGUAACGCGAUCACCGCCGCCGGAUACGUGGCAGCCGCGUUGGUCCGGAAGGGCUGGGAGACGGGCGACAAGGAGCUGACGCCCCGUGCGCCGGUGUUCGCGGCGGACGGCCGGGGAUACGUGAGCGUGGCACCGGUGCGCGACGACGAACACGACAAAGACGACUUCGUCGAAGGGGGCGUGCGUCUACGGCGGCCGUCCCCGAAACCAUGGCUUAAGAACGGCAAACGUUACCAAUCGCCGGUCGUCAAGUAUUACGCGCAGGUGGUGGCCGUAAACAUAACGAAAAAGCUGUUCGCGCCGCUGACGUUCGGAGAAAUGGAGAGUGGCGGCGACGACGGGAAUAACGGGAAGGACAGAAAAAAGAAAAACGAAAACACUAAGAGUUGGACAGUGGUCAGGAUUUUGUCGUGGGAUCAACGCACUGACAUGAUGUAAGUCGUCGUUCCACGUGUUAUUAAUUAUUAAUAGGGUACGGAUUUAAAUUCUCUAAAAUAUAAUAAAAACGCCUGAAAAAAAAAUACAAUUUAAUGCACUGAAAUAAAAAAAAAAAAAAAGGUAGAAAAAUGCUCUGUAAAUUAUUUUAAACGUUGAGAAAAACGUUUUUUUUUUUUUAUUAGGUAUAUACAUUUGCUAACCACAAUACCGUAAAAUACGGUAGUGCAAUACGACUACAUUACAACUCGAUAAAUGGCUUAUUGUUUCAUAGACCUCGCUAUUUCACCUAAAGUUAACAUGCGUUUCUACAAAACCGUUAAUUUGAUAAAUCCGUGAACACGUAUUUUAGUAUUUUAAUAUUCUCGUUAGACCCGUACCGUCGGUAAACGUUUUAAAUCAAAAAUGAAAUUAAUUAAAUUUAUGCGAAAUCCUCAACGAAUUUAAUACGAGUAUUUGGUACAUUUGUACAUUUUAACGACGAAUUUCAAGCAAAUCAAAAACGGACGCGACAUACCGCGAUUUAUCAAAAUGAAAUAUGUAAAUAAUAAAUUACGAAUGAAAAAUGAUGCGUAAUAAUUGUAACACGAUAACGUGGUCUUAAUAAAUACAAAAAAAAAAAAAACGAAUAAUGUACGAACGAUUAAACAGGUGCAACGAAAACAUGCACGUAACAAUAAUACUAUGAUGGUAUUAAAUUUCUGUUUCGGUAAUAUAAGCAAGACCCGUGCAUACGUAAACAACACUAAAACACGUGUACGCGGAUAUUAAAUUCACGUGUAUUAUUAACUAAGCGUCUUCACGUAUAAUUAAUACGUAUAUUAACGUGUUUUUUUUUUCGUCAUUUUGAAUUUUAAACGGUUUUAUACCUAAGCAUUUUUCAAUCGUGAAAUUUCUCACGAUCGUGUUUCACUUAAAAACUAAAGUUAACGAAACAAAACGACUGGACGACACAGAUAAUGUUAACAUCUAUAAGCUUGAUAACAAGUCAAUUCAUUCUAAUAUCAAAACUAAAGGCACGCUACUUGUCCCUGCUGAACGAAAAUUUCCUGUCGUUGUAUUUAACUAUACCGAGCAACAUGCGAAAACAAUGGUUACGGCAGACCGGUUGAAACCGGCUUGAUUUUGAUUUCGGAGUAAAAGUAACGAUAUGAAAUUUACAGCGAAGAAUAUUUCGGAGGAAAUCUUAUCGAGUUUUUGUUUUAUUGUCGUAGAUGUACAGUUUGAUAAAAAAAAAAAAAAAAAAGGCACACAAACCUUUAUAGUUUUUUUUUUAGAAAAAACUUAAUAAGUUCCAAAAACACCUACGACAUUUCUUCCUGAUUAUCGUUCUCUAUAAAUUUCAUAAAUAUUGCACGGAUGUUGCAGCAGUAAAAAAAUAGUAAAAUUGAUUGCAGUAUUGCACUAAAAAUACCGAAAACUGGACUAAAAUAUUAAAAAUUGCACUAAAAAAUCACAAUUUGUUUACUAAAGUGGAAAUAGUUGGCAUAAUUUUCGACGUAUUUACAAAACAUUAACAGAACAUAAUUGCUCAAAAUUCACGGAGUGACUGAAAACAGAUUACAGUAGUCAAACAGUCACAAUUCACAAAUUAUUUUUGUAUUGUUUAAAGAUAAGAUAUCAUUAUUAGAUUUUAUGUCUCGUGAUAUUAUAGUAUAAUAUUAUCUAUACGAUUGUUGACUAUUGUUAAAAUAGUUGUAUAAACAAAUGAAUUCAACAAAAUUCCGAAAAUUGUAAAAAAUUGCCCUUAAAACUUCUAGAUUUAAAUUUGUACCUACAUGAAACGUAAUUAAAACUUACUUAUCAAUAAAUUGAGAAUAUAGAAAAAAAGAUACAUAUGCAACAACAUCCGUGUCCUAUUCAUGAAUUAUUGGUACUUUUACUCUAAAAUUGAAAUCAAGCUAGGUUUACUUGGUCCGCGUAUGAGCAUUGUCACCAGGGUAGUCGGGCGGAGACGGCACGCAUGCUGUGAGUGCGGCGUGCUCCUCUUAAGAGGACGUUACACAUGCAUUAAAUGCAACAACAAAAUGUGUUGUUUUCGUCUUAAAAAUCACAAAAUAAUAUAGUUAAAACAUGUUUACGUAGAUUACACAGAACUCGGUUAGUUUCGGUUUUAGAGUAAAAGCAUAUAGAAUAAAAUUAGUAGAGAACAAUAUUCCGAAAGAAAAAACAUUACGUUUUUUGGAAAACAUAUUUUUUUUUUUUUUGAAGUUAAGGCGAAUUAGAAAAAAUCGUUAAAAAAAAUCGUUAAUAAUAAACGGUAAAUCGCUGUUAUAUUCGGAGAAAAUUAAAAAAAACGCAACGUCUUGCUCUCCGGAAUAUUGUUCUCUAUUCAUUUCAUGAUAAGUACUUUUCUUCUAAAACCAAAUUUUAGAAGAAAAGUUCAUAGAAUUCUAUGUUAUCUGUGUUAGCAUGUUUUAACUCCCUAUAUCUACUGAUAAUAAUCGAGUUUGUAAUUUUCAAUAUAUUUAUGUAAUAUUGUCAUUUGUUAGCUAUUAAAUAAGUGUACGUUUAUUAUAAAAUUCGUUUUUCUUUUUCUAUUUUGUUAAAUAAUUAAUAAUUAAUAAAUUUUUAUAUCUAUUGUAAAUAUUCAUUGAUAAAAACCGCACUCUCAGCACAAGCAGGGCAUCUUGCAGUUUGGUCCCACAAGAUAACAGUCAGAUUUAUUUCACAGAAUGAGCGCUUAAAUCGGAGGGCCAAAAGCAGUUAUCUUAAAAAUAAUAAGAAAAAACAAAAAAAUAAUAUCUUACACCAACCGAAAAAAAUGUUAAUUAUUCCAUAUAAUAAAUUAAUAUCAGUUUUUGUGUCAGCCUAUACUGAAAUUUAUUUAUUUGCUUUAUCAUCGACACGAGUUAAAUAAUUUUUUUAGCAAAAUAUAAAAAUUUAAUUCAAACUUAUAUACUUGUAGUCUUUAUCCCUGCAAUCAGUGUUAAUAUUAGAACUUUCGGUUCACAGAACUAUUGAGUUAAUAAUUUAAUACUGUUAUUAUUGUAGUUGCAUAUCUGGCUACCUAUACUAAGGUACUAUAAACAUGUUCUUUAAUGCCCUGCCUAUACAACCCUAAUCUGAAAACUGUAUCUAAUAAUUUUGAUUUCAAAGGCAUACAAAUCUUAUAGUCAGUUUAUUCAAUGUUUAUCGAAAACAUUUUUCUUGUCAUUUUCUAAAUUUACCACAUUCACCAAAAUGUAUAGUACAAUCAAUGAUUAUACAAAUAAUAAUAAUAAAUAAUAAAUGGUAGCAAAAAAAAAAUAAUUAUCAUUAUGGUAAUAGUCUAGGGAUUUUAGGUUUAAGUGUUGGUCAAUUUGAUCUGAAAAAAUUUCUUUUUUUUUGCAAUCACUUUAAAGAGAACUGCUAUGGGCUCUAAAUCGGAGCCGUCCGAAAAUGCAAGAGUACCAGCUUUGAAAUAUAAAAAUUCCCGUUUUAAUUAUGUACCUAUCACAAAAAUAAUGUAACGUUCUAAUGUAAAUUAGAAUUAUAUUUAUACAUAUUUUAUGCAACUUUUUUUGUAGCUCUAAAUUUUUAAGAGUGUCACAAAAUAAAUACUAGAUAACAAAGAAAAACGAAUUAUGUAUUAUACUGUAUUUAUAUGACUACUGAUCAAGUGUUAAUAAUUUGUAGGUAAAGUUUAUACUUAAUUUUAGAACGAAUUGACUUGUUACCAAAUUCAGAAGUAAGAAUAUUAUCGACCAAACGGAUAGAUUUUGGAUAAAUAAUAUACCUUGUCCAGGAGCAAGGUGAUACAUUUAUAAACUCCAAAUUCUUACCAGAACUAUUUAUAAUUCCCGAUGGUUGGUAAUAAUUUGUAUAUUUUUUUUCUUCUUUAUUUGAGUUUAGAGUUCCAAUUCUUAAUUUCGGUUAUCAGCUAAAAUUUCUUAUCACGAGGCCGUAUUCUGAUAACGAAGCCGAACCGACCCUAUUCCGCACAAGCAUAUAGCUUAUAGAGAGCGCUGCGAUAUUUGAAAAUGAUUUUGUUGAAUUUCCGUGUAGACGUGUAGAUAUUCUAUUAUUGCAAUUCUAUUAUUAUUAUUAUUAUUAUUAUUAUUACAGUCGAAUCCGCUUUAUUGGGACACAUCGGUUGCAUUUUAUUUUGUCCCAAUAAUCCGAAAUACAUAAAUGACAUACAUUUUUUGAAAUUGUUUUACUAGUGACUUUAUUUAAAUUUUUUAUUACAUUGCAAAAAGAAAAACACGGUAUUAUAACUUAGUUAUUUAUAAAAAUACAUACAUACAUAAUUAAUAUAAAGUACAUAUAUACACAUAUAUAAUGUACAUUGUAUUUUAUGUUAUUUAAAAACACUAUGAAUAUUACUUUGUUUCUUGCGUAUUAUUNCAUCCAAAGCAAUGAUGGGGCAUUCAACGAAUUCAACGAAAAGGAAAAAUUUCCUUUGUGAACAUACGAUAAGAUAAAAUUUAAUCUAAUAAACGAUUACGCGAGUCGGUCGCGAUUUUCGAAUUACUGAUCUAUUAAUAUACUCGAUAAAAAUGUCCCAAUUAUCCGAAUUCGUAGCCCAGAUAAGCGGUGAACGUUUACCCUACAAGUAUACAUUUGUUUUCGUAAUUGAAGAAUUGUCCCUAUUAAGCGGUUGUCCUUAUUAACCGGUGUCUCCAUUAAGCGGAUUCGACUGUACUAUAAAAAGCGUGUGUAGCAUCCUGUUAAACGACGAUCGUUUGUGCGUUUUCCAGAUACUUCUUGGCCGUGCCGUCGGGUCGCGGAGCCCCGCACCACCGUCACCUGUACGCGGUAAAGUACACGCCCGUGGACGCUUUGUCGGCCACGAACGUGGACACGAGCGGCCGCACCGUGCACCACCAUCAGACCCGAAAACCGGUGCGUCACGUGGCUCGCAGCCGGCCGAUAUGUUUGAGCUGCGACGCGCAACAGUCCGCGGCGGACGGAGCGCUCAAGCGCGAACGUCGCGAAUUCGGCGGCAAACAGGACCGGAUGGACGAGGCGCGGGACGAUCGGCUGAGACAGCAACAACGGGAACGGUGGGAACACAAGCAGGACGACGAGGACGAUGUGGCCACGGCGGAAGGUAAGAUAUUAUUAGUCGAUACGGAUUUCACGGACAGAGUUUCGCCGCGUGCGCGAAUUUACCGAAUCGCGUUUUCUAAAAUUUUUGUUUGCCCCUCUCCCCCCCCUCCUCUCUGCUUCGCCUCACUCCAAUCCACACUCUCGAUCCCCGUACAGAAGCCGAACGUCGUCAGCAACAGGACCGUCGCCAGGAACGCGAGGAGAACCGCGGCGCGAUAAGACACUGCACGUACUACGACGCCCAAUUCUCCCGGGACGGCCGGAAUUACGCUCUGAUAUGUCUGGGUCCGUCGGUGCCGUACGUCACGUUGCACCGGAUCGCGGCGGACGUCGACGGCGACCGCGACACCAACGGCAGUAAAACCGGCGACCGGCUCCGCAGCGUACCGCACAACGCGCACAAACAGCUCAACGAUUCUUCUUACGCAUACGAUUUCGUAGCCCUUCUGGAGAACAACACCCGUCUGCAGGUAACGUCUCGGGAUCGGGUUUCAAUAAUAAUUUAAAUAAUAAUGUGUAACGUUCAUUAUCCGAAACUAUUUUCCGCAGGACAAGUACACGAAUCAAGUGUUGUUGCCGGGCACCAGGACGUUCCAGCUAAGGCUUUCCGGCGGCCGCAAACUGACCACCGCGGGCGGUUUGCAUUUCAACGACCCGCUGUCCGCGGCCGACUAUUACAGUAACGGCGGCGACCUGGAUCAACAUUUCACCAACAGAAAAGGUCCGGACACGGAUCCACUGACCGUGGCCCAAGUCAGAUUGUAUCUUCCGCUCGGCGUUUACGACCCCGAAGCGGAUCCUCGUCCGGAAUUCAUGCCGAAUCGUGCCGGUAACUCCGGCGCUUCCCCUGCGGGCAAAACCAACAAAAAAAAUUCCGGGGAUUCCGCUCGGGCCGGCGGCAGCUCGACGUUCGCGAACGGCCGCCGCCGACAGAAGCGCUCGUCGUUUUCACCCGAUGACGACGCCGACGACGGCGGUGACGGAUCGAAACGGCCGAGGAGAAAACACGAGCGGCUGCGCCAUCGCCGGAUCAGGAAACUGUACCCCAUGCUGGUGGUGGUGCACUCGGACCCGGGAUCGCAGGCCAUCACCGACCGAUUUUCCGACCGACUGGGCUAUACGACGGGGUUGCUGGUUUCCGGAGCGUUCGGCAAAACGGGCGCCGGCGGUCUGGACGUGGCGAGCGCGAGAUACGGCGGCGCCGCCGAAUGGAACCGCCGUAGACCGAGGAAACGCCGGGGCCGCCGGUCCUCGGGAGUCAGGUACUACACGUCCAGGUACUCGGACGGUUACGAUUACGAACAAAACGACGCCAGUCAAAACAACGAGUACGUCGUGGCCGUGGUGGACCCGGGCCGGGGCACGUGGGCUCGGGGAUACGAAUCGCUUUUGGCGUUAAACUACGGCGACAAGACCGACGGAUUCGGCGAAAACAUGAACGGCGACGGACCGGGCGGUGUGCUCGGCACGUCCGAUAUCCGUGAUCAACUGGAGGCGGUCGAGUAUUUGCUCUCGAGCGCCACGUACACCGGGAAUGGGAUGAACGAUGAUGGACAAGGCUAUUACACCGAAGAUCUUCCCAGAGGAGGCCGUCUGAGCCGCGAUCGUCCCAGAUGGAUCCCGUCCGUACCCAUGUUAAACAGAAGGUACUAUAGCGACGAUGACGAUUAUCUCGACGCGGAAUACGACGACAAUCAUAAAAACGAUAACGACGAUUAUUACUAUUAUUACUAUAGCAACGGGGAAGAUUAUAACGACUACGCGGGCGUCCCCAGGGAAAAUGAAUACAAGGAUGACGACGGGGGCGAAAACAGCCGCGGCAGAGGUCGCAGAAGUGCCGGAAACUCGGAAACGCUCCAAUUGCCAUACGUGGACGCGAACAGAGUGGCGUUACUGGGCGGUGGUCCGACGACGCCAUCCACCCCGCCGUCGGUAUAUGGGGGUUACGCCACCGCCCGGAUGGCACUGUGGCAAACCAUUUACGGGGGUGCGCCCAUCGAGAAAAAAAAUGACAAAAUGCCCGAGGACGAGAACAGAAAGGAGCCCGUAGCGAUCCACUCGUCGUUUAAAUGCGCCAUAACCAUGGCGCCCGUGUAUACUUGGCGGCUUUAUGGUAAGUACAAUCAUUACCAAAGUGUUAUUGUUCAUGUUUAAUGUUCCGUUGACGACUCCAACGGGUUAUUAACAAGCUUAGAUCUUCGGUCUUUGCAGACCGAAGGGAUUUUGCUGGUCUCGUUUAUUCGUCCUGUCAGUAAAUAUUCUCAAAUACUAUGUGAACAUAAUAUAUACGUGGUGAUUUAUAAACAUUUUCUUUUUGCAAACUUAAGAAACAAAUAGUUUUGAAAUGUUACGUUAUUAUUUAGUUUGUCACCUUUAUUUUGUUUUUUUUUGGGGGGGAGGGGUGAAAUCACUACAUACUUUUGAUUUUCAAAUGGUAACCUACACUAUAAAUUCUAUAAAUAGAUGAGAGUAUUAAUUAAAAUACAUUUUGGCGUUGACAUUUUUGAUUUCCGUCUGUCUGUUGAAAAUAUAUUCCACUAUUAAUUUUGAGUCGAGGGAUUGACAAAAACCAAAAAUUUCCAAAAUUUAUUUUAUUCUCGUCUGUUUAUAGUAUUUAUAGUUAAGGUUACCAUUGGAAAAUCAAACUGAUUUCAUUCACCCUCUGAAAAUAAGGGUGGCAAACAAAAGGAUAACGUGAAAUUUUAAAGCGAUUUGUUUCGUAAGUUUUCAAAAAAAAAAAAAAUUCUAUAAAUCACCACGUAUAUAUUAUGUUCACAUAGUAGUGUAUCCAAACGGAUACAAAUGUAUGGUACAGAAGUUUUUUAAUUCAUCAAUAUCUAAAAUAAUUUGUAAUUUUAUUUUACCGUCUUCUACGGUGGUUUCGGGGGUGUCGAAUUUUGUAAUUCAAACGAGAACCUAUAUUUGAAAUUUCAUAAAAAUAUGGAAUGUUAAUUUGAAUACAUUUUAGCGUCGAAAAUGUUUGUUUUCUUGUCGACGAGAUUUUACACUUUUCAGUAUAGGCAGUGGGAGAGUAGUGGAAUAGCUCUAUUCAAACGUCGUGGGCAGAAUUCGUUUAGAGUCUAAAUUUAAGACUAAUUUUUCUGAAACACAAUCCGUUUGGACCAAUUUUGAAGACUUGUUUGGGCUAAAAAAUACUAAUUUUAUACAGCCUCUUUGGACCAGAAUUUUCCUUAUAUCAGUUAAACUGAAAGUUUAUUUAGCGAGUAUUUAUAUAGUAGUAUUUUAUCUGUAUUGCAUUAUCUUAUAUAAGACCUUGAUACACAGACAUCUUUUAUAUGAAGAUAUUAGAUAUAGGUAUAUAUUUAAUAUCACUGAAUUUUUCGUAUGUUUCAAAACUAAAUUUAUACAUAGAGAUUGUAUGUAAACCUAAAUAAUUUACUUAUUACUUUAUUUAAAAAUCAGUUUAACUGGACGUUUAUUGAGCGAGCCUUUAAAGAAAUUUAAAUAUAUUGGUCCAAACAGGUUUACUAAAUCCUGAUCCAAACGGGUUGCAGUUUUAUUAGUGGCCCAAACUUCCUGGUCCCAACGCGCUUCGCCCCAUGCCGUGCCUAGAGUUGGGCAAAAUUUUAUCUAGAUUAUUAUUCGAAUAAUUUGAAAACUGAUAUUUACUCGAAUAGUUUUCGUUUAUUUUAAUUGGUUAACCAUUACCAACCGGUAAUUCAAAAUACGUAAAUAUUAAAAAAAACAAUAGUUGGCCCUGUAAUAUAAGAUAUAAUCUAUUUGGCCCAAACAAUAUUUUUGUAUACAGCUCGAUAUUAUGUUAUAUAAAUUAUUAUUCGAAUACAUUUGCAUUCGAAUACUAUUUUAUUUUAAUAAUCAUCUAAAUAAAAUAAUUGUAUUUUAAUAAUGCCCAACUCCGGCUGUGCCGUCAAACAAGAGCCGCAGUAUUCGAAAAUGUAUUUAAACUAACUCUUCAUCUGAUUUAUGGUAUUUUAAAUAUAGGUUUCCAUAUGAAUAUCGAAAGUUGAUCCCUUCCUCCCUAGAAAAAAAAGACGGGAAAGAAAAAUGUACAAAUUAUUUUAGACGUUCGUAAAUCUAAAAACUUUUAUAUUUUACAUUUUUAUCUAUUUAACUGAUAACAUGAAACAUACAUUUUGAAUCGACCUGUACGCGGCGUUAAAGCCGCUACUCAACGAAAUCAAUCUUGUCGUUGAAAUCCGUCCAUGUAAAGGAAACGGCCUUUUCGUCCCCCAUCGUGAUAUACGAAAAUUAAUUGAUCACCGUUUCGGUGAUUUCGUGUAGUGGUCACUCGAAUUUGUUAUCAUGCAGUUUUUUUUGCAAUGCGGUCGACCGCUGUGUGUAUUGAAUAUAUAAAACACCAACUGCACUCUGCUAUUGUCGUAUCACUAUUUACAUUCGAUAUUCCCAAUCAUGCAUGCAUAAUUGUUGUCCGAUCGCUUUUUUUUUUUUUUUUUUAGAUUCGGAGCAUGACGAGGGAUCUAUUGAUAUUACUAUGAUGUGCGCUUUUAAUUUUUUUUUUUUUUUUCUAUCUGUAAUCGACUUCUCGAAAAGAAAUCUUGGUCUGGUUUAUAGAGUAUAGUACAUUUUCUGAAAGGAAUUUUUCUGUUUUCGGUGCGAUGGGUUUUCAAAAUAAUUGGGAGAAACCCUCGGAAAAUUAAAAGAAUGUCCCCCUCGAUGCACCAACUAGACAAACAUUCCUUUCAGAAAAUCUACUGUACUCUGCACAUCGGACCAAGAUGUCUUUUCGAAAAGUCGUUUAUAGAAGGAAAAAAAAUGAUAAUGUGUACCACACAUCGCAGUAAAACCAAUAGAUACACUACGAAUCCAAAAAAAAAAAAAUGAUAAUUAAUAAAAUAUCAUUAUGUUUGAACUGCUUGAUAUUGAUAUGGCAAAUAUUUAUAAAAUGAAAAUGUGUGUUAUUAAUAUAUUUAUAUAUGUUUGAAUUAUUUUAAAUCAUUACAAGGUCAUUCAAGGUUCACGUUAUAUGUGAACGUGUUAUACAAAUUAAAAACGAACAUUAAUUCUUCUCGGUUUUAAAAUGUAUAACUCAUUAAUAGCCUUGUCCAAGUUUAUUUCAGAUAUAGGUACGGCGAGGUUCAUCGUUUUAUGCCGGGUCGCAUCAAAUAUCUACGCAGUGAUAAACUCGUUUAUCUGGAGUUAAAAUAAAUUCAGUGGCAUAAACCGUGUUUUUAAUGUUAUCUAUUGAUAUACACGUACUUUAUCGAGAAUCAAAAACGCACUGCACAUCAUAGUCAAACCCAUAGAUCUCUCGCUACGUUCCAAAUCUAAAAAAAAAAAAAAAGAAAAAACGUACCCGAUUUAUGCGUAAUACGAGUAUAAUGUAUUUCAUUUUUAAACAUAAACAUUUUUAAUAAUUUGUUAGUGUAUAUUGUGUUUAUUUCAUAGCCGCGAGGGUUGAAUUUCCCCACUUAAAUUACAUUUAAAAACUAUAAGGAAUUUUCUAACAACUAUAAUAGUAGCUCUUUUUCAAGAAAAAAAAAAUCUAAUUUUGACGGAGUUGUAAAAAAAAAAAAAAAAUCAAAAAUAAUAUCUAUAACUCCGUCAAAAUUAGUUUUUUUCCCUUCGAAGAAUGAUAGUAGUAAGUCAAUUCCUACCAGUUAAAAUUAUUUUUUUUGAUAUACUGAGAAUUUAACAGCAAAUUAAAAUAUUUAAAUAAACGCGUGUAUUUUAAAUGGAAAAAUUCAACUCCUGCGGCGUGCCAUCCAGCGUCAAAAUAAAAAUCUGAACAAGUUUUUUUAAAAUUAGUUUUGAAUUGGUUUUUUCUCGGGUACAAAAAUAAAGAACGCCCUUAUAUACUCUUCCGAUAUCUUUAGCCAAUAUUAUUGAGCGUAAAGAGGCGAGUCAAUUUUGAAUGUGUACCGUCGCAAAAUCCAUUUUGGUUUACAGUCACACCGUUUUGAAUUUUUAACCAUUCUAAGCAUCCAAACCAUUUGGUUUGCCUAAAAUUAAAAUUCGAUUCAGCCACUGUCUUAUUCUCCUCUUAAAUUAUUUUUAACUGGCUUUUUCAUUUAGGAACUUUGAACUAAAAAAAAAAAACUCAAAUAACCAACGUACUUUUGCCAAAUAAAUAUAAAUUCUUUAUCAACAGUCAACAAUUAUAAAAAAUGCAUACAAUUUCACAACUGAAUAUACACAGGUGCCCUACAGUGUUAUUCUUAUGCUGAAAAUUCUGCCAAUAUUCGUUUUUUUUUUAUAUUUUUUUUCUAUCGGAUUUUGUGCGAGAGGAACAUAUAUAUAUAGAGACAAAUUUUAAUUUUAUUUUCUUCCCUUAAAUUGAAAAAAUAAUUACUUUUUAUUUUAUCAUUUUUAAAAUUUUCAAAAUUGCCGUUUUCUAAAAGACAAUUAUUCCCGAAAUUUCAAUGUUACAUACAAUCAUAUCCGAUCAACGGUUUCUUAGUAUUAGCCGUUUUAGUUUCUAAAAAAUUGAUGUGAAACAGAUAAUUUUCACCAGAAUAACAUGUUACAUGAUAAGAAAUUACAAUCAGCAUGGUAAUUCCUUUUUUUAGAAUCUUUUAUUGAAUAUUGAUUUUAUUCACGCCUUUUUUCUAUACAUUAAAACCAUUAUAACUGAGCAAAUUUUAAUCGGAUACACAUUAAAAUUGUUAGAACUAUAUAUUUUACAAACUUACUUCUUGGAAAAUCUUAAUAAGUUGACACGUUAAAAGCUAUUUUUUCGGUGAUUAAAUGAUAAAAAUAAAAAUUUAAUUUUUCUCUACAUAAGUUUGUGUUCCCUUUGCACAAAUCCCAAUUAAAAAAAAAUUAAAUAUUUACUGAGUUAUUAGUGUUAGGAUAACAAUGCAGAACACUCUAUACUAAUGUACAUAAAUCGGGAACUAAAAAUUAAAUGCAUUAUGCUUAUAACAGACGUAACUAGAUGCAAACAAAAGUUAUAUAUUUGAAAAACGGACAAGUUGUACAACGCACCUAUUCGCUAUUGAUCAUUUUGGAUAGCUUUCGAUCUGCAGUCUACGAUAGUUUAAAAAAAUAUAACAAAUAAGGAACACAUUACGUAUUCAAUUGAAAUUGAAUAUAUUUAUUUAUGAAAUAUGGACUAGCACUUACAGAGCCAAUUUUACCAAUAGGCUGAAAAGGCUAUAGCGUAGGGCGCCGUUCAUUGGUAGGGGGCGAAACAAAAACAUUUCUUUUUUCAUUGAUCAUUUUCGAAAUCGGAUCUCCUAUUUUUUGGGAUUUUUCUAAGGAAUUUUCUAACCUGACCGAGGAUAUUAGGUGGGCGAUCCUAGCCUACUGGUGGAAAAUUCAUUAAUCAGGCCCCGAUGUACUUACCUUUCUCGUCUAAUGCCAUAAUGAAAUACAAUAUGGUGUUGUAAAUUUUAUGAAAGUACCUUGAACACGGACAACAGAAAAAUGACAAGUUUUAUUGACUGAAUUCAAUAUCACGAGGAUUGAUAUAUAUAUAUAUAUUGUAUAGAUAAAAUACCAUGUAUUAAAUAUAACUUUUUAGCAUUUUUUUUUUAAAUUUGAUCCGCCUAAAGUUGGAUUUCCUACCACUGUGCCGCGACUCGUCUAAGAUUGUACAGUAUGCAUUAUAAUACACGCAGUAAUACAUAAGGAUAAUCUUUGUGAUUAAUCGAUUUUCGGAAUAAAAUAUGGUCGGACUACACGCAUGAUUAGGAUUAUUAAAUAUAAAAUAUAAUAAUACGACAAUAAAGUCGAGUGCGAUAAAUGUUUUGUUUCAGUUCACAGGGUGGUCGACCACAUCAGUCGAGAAAAGUUACACGAUGUCAAAUUCGAGUGAAAACGUGCGCGCAUCGUGAAAUAUCAUUUUUGUGUUUCAUGAUGUGUGAAUAAAGCGUUUGCUUUUCAUGAUAAAUCGAUUUCACGAGGUGGCUACGAAAUAUUAUUUAUACACAAUUUUUUAUAUAUAUAUAUGUUUUAUGUUUAUGGUUAAUAUUAUGUGUCGUGUACCUGUUUUAAAAUGUCGAUUAUUUUUUGUAGCGUCGGCAUUCGCUGAACGAUAUUACGGCUUUUAUGGGGGACAACACAGAAGUACUUGGAAAUCGUACGCCCAUUCGGAUCUAAUACCGGCUGCCUCGUCGUUGAACCAGUCGUCAUACUUGCCGUCUUCGUACGGAAAAGGAAUAAAUUUAUUAGUGGUACACGGAACUGCGGACACGACUAUACACCCGCAACAUUCGAUGAUGCUCGUCCGAGGGGUUAUACAACAACAGCAGCAACACGUAUCUAUGGAUCCCGAAAUGGGUAAAGUGAAUUUAACAGAACCAGCCGAAGAACCAGCCGUCGAUGAGCCUCGUAUCCAAAUUGGCUCCAUGAGAGUGUCACAGCUCGUUAUGCCGGAUGCAGACUUGAGCAAUUCAAGAAUGGCCACCGGCAUAGAAAACGGUUUUCCGAUGGAUCACCAUUACCAGAUGCUUCAUUCAGUUUACAGUCACGUCACACAAUAUUUAGGUACAGAAUGUUUUUCGCCGGUAACCGACGGAAACAUAAACCAAGAAGACAGUGACGGCCGACGUUUACGAAAACGUAGGAGGAGUAGGAGAAGAUGGAGAAUCAGGGAUCGAGAAAACCCCAAUGACCAACAACGGGAAGAAACGCAAGACAGCGACAUUGACAAAAAUGAUUCAAGCGAUAAUUCCGGUGGGAGGUUCCGUCGACACGAUAUUGAUAGCAGCCAAGAAACUUUGAACAAACCGGUGGCCGAAGACGUCGAGGCGGUUUCAAAUAUCAAGGCCGGCGCCCGUGAGUUUGGAGAUAAUAAUAAAACUAACAGUAUUAAUGGGGGGAGCAACAUCGCGAGUACCACUACUACUAGUCUUAAUAAUAAGAGGAAGGAAUCGCACGAAAUUGGCGGCGAUGACGAAGACGAAGAUGACGAAGAAAACGAAGAAAACGAAGGUGAAGACAGUGAUCGUUAUAAUGAUGAUGAUGGUGAUGAUGACGAUGAUGAUGAUGAUGAUGAUGAUGAUGAUGAUGAUGAUGACGAUGAUGACGAAGAUGAUUAUGAUGGAGAUGACGACGAUGAGGAAGAUGGUGAUGACGACGAUGACGAUGAUGAUGAUAACGGACAAUGUUGUGAUGAAGGUGAUGAGGAAAGCGACGGCGGUUGUUGCAAUGAUUGCUGCGACGAUUGCUGUGAUUUGUGAUGAUAAUAAUAUUAUGUUUGAUGGUAAUUGUUGCGUCUGAUUAUUAGUAAGUAUAGGUUAAUAAAUAUAGUUAGUUGUAUAGUAAAGAGAGAAAAGACGAAAAAUGAUUAGUGAUAAUCUUACACCAAGUUAGAUUAGGUUUUUUGAGUAUUUUAAUGAAAUUUUCGUUAGCGGUUAAUAAAUCGUGUUUAUCCUAUAAUGAUAAUUGUAUAUUAUAAUAGUUACUAAAUGAACACCAAUCAAUCAAAAUUGAACAAUUUUAAGACUUAUUUUAGACACACAUAUAGAGUUAUAUAUUAUAUUGUUAUUGUAGUAAUAUUUAUUAUUACGUUAUUGGUAUUUUAUCUAAAAAAUAUUAUUUAUUUUAUUGUUCGUUGAUUGUUAUUUAUUCAAUUAUGGAAUGGAAUUGGUUUGAUAGCAGCGCUUGACUCCUCGGCAAACGAAUUUAUUAGGCGAUACUCCAAUGAUAACAAUAAUAUGUAAACCGUUCUCGUCCCUUAGCUUAGCGCAUUCAUACAACUCGUGACGAUAUCGCCGUGUAAUUAUUACACCGCGAACCGGAAUAAAACAUUACGCGGGUGACAAUAAAAUACGAGUACAAUUAAAUAAUAAUAAUAGAAAAAAAAAAACAAAAACAGUCUUCGUCAACAGUAUAUCGCCGUCUGAUUAAUAUUAUAAAACACCGUCAAUAAAUUAAUUCGGUCCCGCCGCCUCCCCCCAAUUCGCCGUCUGCCGCGAGUCGAGCGCCGCUAAACGUCAGGACGGGCAAGCCCAUAUUCUAAAAAAUUUAUCAUUCAUAGUGCUAUUAAACGAUAACGUAAUGUUUAAGUAUAGUUUAAUUGUAUAGCAUAGUUUAUGAUAUUAUUUUCUUAUAAGUAAAUCACAAGACUAAUGUUCAUUAUUACAUAUUAUACAUAGAUUCUAAAUUAUAUAAAUCCACUAAGUGGUCGUGUUCGUGGCUCAUCUAAGAUAUUUUCAUUCUGCUUUAAAAAUAUGUUAACUAACUCACACGGUAGUUACCUAACUGUUAUAACUUUACGUCAAUACACCAAUGGUAAUGUUAAACGAUUCUAAAUUAAUUGCGAUUAGUUUUAGUACGACUACGAUAUUGUAUAGGUAUAUAUGAUUAUUUUUAUGUGUACGAGAAUUAUUAUUUUAUAGUGCCCGUGUACCAACGUUUCGAAAACACGGUAAAAUAAUCAUUCGAAGUUUCUAGGUAUAAAAAAAAAAAAAUAUAUAUUACAACUUCUCGAAAUAACAAUAUUAUAUUCUAAACGUAAUUAUAUUUAUAUUCUAAAAUACCAUAUUAUAUUUUUAACGAUAAAUCAAAUCAUUUAUCAGUAUAUAAUAUAUAGUUUUUCGUAUUAUUAUUAUUAUUAUUAUGUUAACAAAUGACUUUAUUCAAAACACCAUUAUAUUAACUAUUAUACAUUUCAUAAAUUUAUUAACUCACUCGCGGGGUAAACAUGAAAAUGCCCUAUUUUAGUUGUUUUUCUAUGAGUAAAAUGUAUUUUUAACACGUCUAUUAUGUAAUAUUAUUGGUACUAAAAUAUUCUACGUAUACAAUACACAAUUAUAUAUUUGUAAAAUCAUAUCUAUUAUUGUUAUAACAUUAUCUCUUAUACCAUUAUAAUUAUUAUUAUUAUUACUAUCGUAUUAUAGAGUUUAUUAUUAUUAUUAUUAUUGUACUUGUUGAUAUAAUUAUUAUUAUUAUUAUUAUUAUUUAUGUACCAUUAUGCCAAUUAUUAUUUCGGAUAAUAGAUUAUAAUAUUAUAUUACAACACACACAUUUAUAUCGGAAACGUUACAUUUUUAUUUUAUAUAACGAUAAUUAUAAUAUAGCAUAUAGCGAAACUGAAGCACCACGAAAAAGUAACUAUAAUAUAUUACAUUAGCAUUUUAAGUACGUUAUACUCGUAUUAUUAUUAUUAUUAUUACCUAGUUUAUUAUAUUAUUAUUAUGUUAUACGCAUAGAGAGACCGUACGUAUUUAUUUGUUUAUUACAAUAUAUUUGUACUUGUAUUUUUUAACAAUUGUAUCUGCUCCAGAGUGUCUGUAACAUACCGAGUGGGGCGGUCAACUCGUCGGCUCGUCGCCGCAUCGGAUUUACCAUCACCGACUCCCGUACCCCCUCCACCCCCCCACCCCCCCCACGGCGUUUUGUAUCCGCGGCCGAAAUUGUCGCUGUAAAAUUAACGUUAUUCCGCCGUCAUUUCGUAACCGGACGCCGACGCAAAUACCAUACGGGCGAUACGGUAAAACGUACCGAAUUUUUUUCAACGGGACGGCGCUGCGCCGCCGUUGCAGACGCCGCGCGUACAUUGCCGAUUCCGGUUACCGACGAAUCGCGGUUGUAUGUUCGCUGUAGGUACCGGAGCCCGCCCGCGGGACGUUCACAUUAUCGGCGGGACAGCGCCCGCCCGCGGGACGUUCACAUUAUCGGCGGGACAGCGCCCGCCCGCCCGCCCGCAUAACAACACUACGAUAUUAUAAUAUCGCGACGGUCCGAUGCGUCCUAACGGCGCGUCGGUCGGCGGAUACAGACAACACACCGAUAACAGGUCGACCAAUAGGCGCGCGCGUCGCGCGGUUGACCGUUCCCUCGGUAUGUCUAUACACCGUACCGUAAUAGACGCUCCCCGAUAAACCUGUGUAUUAGAAGACCGACGACUGACGUAGUAAUUGUAUUUCUGUGUAUUAGUAUUGGAUAUUAGCCGUUACUUAUCGUGUGAUAUUGUCAUGUUCGAUUUCUGUACCGACACAAUGGAGACGCGGCGUCUUCUUCGCGCGGCAAUAUUUCGAUUAGAUUUCAAAUCGAUCGUGAUUUCGAACGGUUCACAAAACGUACAUAUUCCCACUUGGCACGUAGUAUUACGCAGAGUACUCGUAUAUAAAUAGACGCUGGCACCAGCCACGUAUACAGGUGGGAGGGGGAUUCAAACACCCCUACUCGACCAAAUAUAUUACAAAUUACGAAAACACCAAUAAAUAUUGUCCUAUUUUUUUAUAAAAUAAUACCUAUAUAUUUGAAGUUGAUUUUUUUUUUAUUUUUUUUUUUUUUCAUGAAUCCCUCUCUCCCCCGAGAUUGUUUUGUGUACGUGACUGGUUGCUACACACGGGUAUUAAUUGGUUUCGGUCCGUAUCUCGAUUAUUUAAUUCGUUUAAUUUUUGAUUCAAUACAAUUUUUUUCUUAGAUAAUCGUAUAGAAUUAUAGACGUCGCGAUUAUUAUUAUUAUUAUUAUUAUAUUAUACGAUUAUAAAUUAUUAAAUGCGUAUGUGUUUUCAUAUUGGUAACUGUAGCCAAUAUUUUAUUGUAUUAUUAUGUAAUAGCAUGUUACAGUAAAUAGACAUUUAACCGUAGAUUAACACUAACUAUAGUUUUAUUAUAAUAUAUAUUGUCCUAAAAUAUUGUUCUACAUUAUAUUAAAAAAUACAAUUAUCCCCGUUGUUUGUCAGUAAACAUUUUAAUCACAAUACUAUAAUGUUGACAAUAUUAUUAUAUCGUAUUCCUAGACUAG
Molecule: messenger RNA, 46603 nt
Organism: Cinara cedri
Lineage: Eukaryota; Metazoa; Arthropoda; Insecta; Hemiptera; Aphididae
Source: the annotation of a GenBank genome assembly